GGAUCAGGGCCUGUCUUCCUACGGAGGGCUUCCGAUGCGUACUGUGGGCAAUGCCAGGUCCAGAGUACACAAGCUCAGCGCCCCCCCCUUCCCCCAUUACAAUAGGCCUGUCCCAAGCAGCAACCUCGCGGUCUAUUUUGGCCGACAGAAAACACAAGUAAAGGCGGAGGGAAGCGGGCGAGCAGCUUCUCCUUCCCCUUUAAGAGGCGGAGGCGAGAGAGUUUGCGGAAGGGAUCGCUCCGGGAGCGCAAGGCGAGUGGCUGAGCAAGUCUCGUGACCGCAGCUGACCCCGCCUCGGGUUCUCCCCCUCCUCGGCCCUCCGCGUUCCAUUGUGUGUGCGAGCUGCGUGCGUCCCCGCCUCUCCUUUUUCUGACCACGCCCCUUUUUUCUCUUGGCUCAUUUCCGGCCGCCGCCGCUCGCUUCCCUCUGAGGAAUCGGGAGAGUGAAGAAACAACAGCCGCCAUUUUGUUUGUGUGUGAGCGACUGAGGGGAGGGAGCGAACGAGAGGGACCGAGCUGGGCGGGUAGAGCCUGGGAGGUGGAAAAGCAACGACAGAGACCGACAGCCGCUCAGGGCCCCUGGCCGGCCAGACCUGAGGGAACCCGAAACCUCCGUGAUACACCCCCUACACCAGCCUCGCAGCCAGUAGGGGAGUACGCACUCCCGGCUUCGGCUAGUGACUCGGGACCCCGGGUGGACCCCACCCACAGCCUCUCCUGGCUACUGAGCCCGUUCGCGGGGUCAGGAGGCCGCCUGGCUCCGGUUUGGAAAGCUGUUUCUUUUCUCUGCGCCCCCCCUUCCCUCUUCCCCAGGUCCUACAUGGCGGACAUGAGACGGAGCCGCUCCAGAAACGCCUGAGGCAUCGCGUCUUCGGUUCCGAGGAGAGUCUUGUCCUCUCCGCAGACCAAGCGCUCGCAACCAUCCUUAUCCCCCAGGGAGGGGGAAGAGGCAGAGAGAAGGGGGGGAGGGGCCGCCGCCGCCGCCGCUGCUUUCUCCUCCUCCUGCUCUGGGAUCGAUCCCUCCAUCUGACCAGAAGGGGGGCACCCUGCUACAGAGAAAGAAAGGAAGAAAAGGUGGGGGCGCGGGGUGCGAGUCCUGAAGCCCACCCUCUCCAGCCCCCAUCCCGGGAUCUCUGCUGCCUCCAUCGGGACAACAACCCCUCCUCCGCCUCCUUGUUCCUGCACAACAAGAUGUGAAGCGGAGACUCCUGGGACUUAGCUUCAUCCUCCUCCUCCUUACGGCUCCCCUUUCUGCAGCCAUUAGUGACUGGCGAGAAAGGCGCAGGGGGAGUUGGGGACCCUCGGCACUCUCCGUCUGUGACCCCCUUCCCCAGUCCCUUUUUCACUAGCAGUGGGCAUUUCUCUCUCCCCCCCCCCUGCAUUGCAAGCUGGUUUUUGGAAGGAGAGGGAAGGAACUGCGAGCAGAGGAGAGAGAUUCUUUCUCCUUUUUUUCCUCCUCUCCUCCUUCGCCCGCCUCCUUGUGGCGAUGAGGAGGAGGAGGACGACGCCGAGGAGGAAGAGGUUGAUGGCGGCGGCGAAGAGGCAGCAGGAGGAGGAGAAGACGACGACCCCCCGGAGGAUGAAGAUGGUGGUGUUGGCGGCGGCGAGGAAGCACCAGCAGCCCCACAGCCGGAUUUAAUUCGAUUUGUAAACCCACCAACCCCGCAUAUUUGUGUUUGGAGAAGGGUUUGUUCUGUUCUUUUCAUCCUUGUUUUUCCCUGUGGGCCGGAGGAAAGACUGCUUCCACACCCUAUUUCCCAUCUCUGUCCCCCCUUAGUCGCUGCUACCCAGCAGAGAUAGAUCCCGAGGGGCAGAAAAAGAGGAACUUUGUCCCUUUCUUCUUCAGUUCCUUCUCUUACUGUUGUUCGGUUGAUUCCGGAUCCAAGAAGAAGGCUGACGACUUUGACGAACCCCAUCUUUAAUUUGGGCUCUGUUUGUCUAAAAAAGAAUUAAAAAUGGCCGAGAAUGUGGUGGAGUCGGGCCCGCCUUCAGCCAAGAGGCCUAAACUCUCCUCACCGGCGCUCUCUGUCUCUGCAAGCGAUGGCACAGGUCAGUCUCUCUUGCUUUUACCUCACUGCAUAUGGGUCCCUUCCCUUCCUUUCCUCUUAAAUGUCCCCAUGUUUUGCACAGUCUGUUGUCUAGUACCCUUCUUAUACUGUCUAUUUUUGCCUUUCUGUGUACCUACUUUUCUCUGCACCUUGCUGCAUUAAUCACAUUGGGUGUUUAAUUGCUGCUGCUGCCCUUUCAUUGAAGGGGCUAUAAGCAUGUCUGUGUUACUUGCUUGCCCGUUUCACUGUUCUGCAGCAAAUGAAACCUUUGUUAAAAAAACACCAACAAUCCUAAACUCUAGUUAUAGUGUAAAUCAUUACACAACUGUUAUCUACAUUUUUGUGCAUGUAGAGUCCUGAUUUUUGUAAAAUCUUGCUUUUUAAAGAUGAGGCAUUCAGUCUUGAAUUUUUUUUUUUGCUCUGAACAGUAUUAUGAUGGAUAGUUUGUUUCCUCCACCAUUUCUUUCAUAACCACAAAGCGUUCUUAAAUGCCAACAUUUCUGUUUGGUCAAGAGUCGUAAUAUUAAUUGGCGAAUAAUGUUUGUAUUGACAUUUUGUUAAAUAGUUCACCUGAUUUGCCUUGAGAAACUAUGGAGCCACCUUUUUCUUUUGCAUCUUCUACUUCCUUGCUUUGAGACCAAAAUGUCUGAAAUUCCCAUAUAGUCUCUCUGCGUGUGUGAGGAUGAGUACAACUAUUCUUAACUCUUCUGUCUGUAUUUUAAUAUGAUAUUUCUUGAGGUUCGUAAAAGCCAGCUAGUUAGAACUCUAGAACGCCUUAGAAAUUAUGGAUGCAAGUUACAGGUGUUCAUUUGGUAACAAACGUUUACUGGUUGUUUUAGAAGUUCAGGGAACUAAAUCACUGUAGAAUGCAACUGGCUAUACAAGUACUGGUAUUGCUUUUCUGAAGGUAUAGGUAUGGGGAGUAAGUAAUCAAACAGUGCAGUAGUUCUUAACUUACUUUAUUAGAGGAGAGGAGCUCUUCAGCCACAUAUCUGGGCAUUGUGGUUACUGAUGGUAGCCAGUUUUGUACAUUGAACUUGUUAGCACUACUUCAUAUAUGAAGUCGGGGGGGAAAUGGCUGAUAUUAUUUGAUGCAUAACAAGUUGUUUUCAUUUUCUUGUCUUUUAGUUUGAAUACUGGUUGGUUUAGCAUAAUUCAGAAAGCUGUUUUAAGCAUUUGGUGCUGAGCAAUGUUUUUUCUUGAAUCCACUCUCCUUAAGAGCACUGUAGUAAGUUUAGGAACUGGAUUUCAAAUGAAGCAGCAUUAAUUACACCAUUUAUUGGGAUAUUGCACUUACCUGAAAAUCAACAGGUUCCAUUGUACUGGUAAGCAGAAUUAGAAGCUCUGGCCAAAAAGCAAAUACUACAUAGGUAAUGCAGUAUAUACUCAUUUCUGCAUACUGUGCUACAGAGUGGUAUUUAGAUUCAUGUCAGGUCAUUCUCUUAGACAGAACGAAGCUAUGUAGUUAAAUCUUAAAGCCUGCAACCCUAUGCACACUGUAAGAGUAGUUUUAAUUUUUGAGUGGGCAUGCCUGUGCUUAAAAGUCAGUGCAAUCUUGCACAUAUUUACUCAGAAGUAAGUCCUAUUUUGAGAUUCCUAACCAUGUCUACUCAGAAGUCUUAUUGAACUAAAUGGAGUUUACUCCCAGAUUACAGGGGUUAGGAUUACAGUGCAUAUGCUCAAGAUUGCAUCCUGUAUGUAGUUGUGUUCAGUGAAUGAUUCCUUUGCCUAUGAGAAUUGCAUUACUCUUAAUAUCCAGUAAGCAUAUUUUAGUUGUUUUGUUCUUUUAUAAUACUGGUAAGCUAUCGCAUAUCUUCCUACCUUAUUUGAGAAGUAUACUAGACAAAUCUUAGUGUCUUGUAAUGGUUACUUGGUUUGUUUACUAGGCUUGUUACCUCCUUUAAAAAGGUAAUUAUUGACUAGUAAUAAAUGAUCUAUAAUGCCUAUUUUGAUUGAAUCCUCAGUGAAAUACUAGUCAACUGGAGAUGUUAAGUGUAACAUUAAUUUAGCCGUGUUUGGAGAAAUGCUAAGUAUAUUCAGCAUACUGCAACCAGGGCUAGUCAAAUUUAAUCUCCAGAAGUACUUUAUCUAGAGGUUAGAUUGUCAGAUACAUUACUUCAUAUUUAGAAUGUGGAAAUAUGAUAGUUACUCUUACUUUAUGUGUUCAAAAUAUGGACAUGCAGAGAAGUAAUUUAAAAUAUACUAACAUGUGGUAUGGUAGUAAACCUCAUUUUGGAAACAAACUAGUGGUCUUCCCCCCUAUAAUGCUGCGUCACAGUGCUGCAUCUUUUUCUAGCUAAUAGAAGCCCUAGCUGCCUUAUUUCUGUGUUCUUGUUCUGAUGCCUUAAAACAUAAUUAAUACAAGUUUAAAAGCAUAUAUAGUUGUAGAAUACUUCAUAUUAAUGCUGAAAUCAUUAGAGUAUAUGGAGAUAUUAAUGUUGGAGAAAAAAGACUGUUGAUAAAUAGAAACAUUUCUAGAUAUGUCAUUGCCAUAAGAAUAAAGUUGGCAAUUUGUGCAGCUUUUCUGUCUGUAUGCUGAACAGCAGUAUUAUUGCUUAGAAUUCCCACAUUGCCUGUAUUGACUGCUAUCAGAACUCCGGAAUACGGUGCUUCCCCCUUUCCUCAAACAAAUGAGUUUUGCUAUAGUAUUAUUAAUAGCUUUCAUAUUGAGUGGAAGGAGAUGUCUUUUCAUUAUUUGAUUAUAACAAAGUUGUGUGGUCCUGUAUGAGCUCAGCUGAAAACACAGGUUAGAACACAACACAAGCAUGUGCUGCAUUGAGAGAGAACACAACUACUGUAUGCCAUAUCCAUAAAGUAGUGCAUUGUGUUAUGAAAGCUCUUAUUAAACCUACAGUAUAUCUUUUAAUUUAGUUGUGUUUUGUGAAAUGAAAUACACAUUUGAGAAUUUUAGUUAGUGUAAACCUAUAAGGUUGCAUUUCAGUUGUCUUUCUGAAGGUUAGGUAUGUAAAGAACUCUUGAGUAAAAAUUGGAAUAUCAUCCAGAUACAUACAGUGCUGAUGUUGGGAAAUGAGGCAGAAAGUAGGUAAUGGACCUGCAUUUUAAACCUGCUUCUUCUGUUUGGUAUGUGACUGAUUUUACAGACUAUCAUUUUACAGAAACAAUUUGUUACUGUCAUCUUGGCUACUUUGCAGCAACAGGCAAAACUAAAUGUGUGCAGUGUACAUUCAGAAUAGCUUUGCAGGUACACAGCUAUUCAGAUUCUAUGUCAGGACCCAAAUAGGUGCUUUAGGCAUACUCAAGGGCUUCGUGGAAUUUUUUUACUGCACCUAUGUGCUUUUGAACUGUCCCUCAGUUUCAAAUCGAUUUUGGAAUGGAGUAGGAUCUCCUUUUUGAAAAACACAGAAACCCCUUACCUUUGAGAUGUAUUAAUUCCAGUAUCAUAAAUCCUUGUCGUUAAUCUCAUUAGCCUUACUUUUCUGUUUGUGCAUUAAACUUCUUGUAUGCUUAUUUCUCUGUCUGUGUACCUAAUUAGAAUUAUUAUUCCGAUCUUCAAAAUGUAUAGCAUUAUACUCAGUCAUGUUCAAAGUUGUGCUUUUCUUCUGACAAAUAAGCAUACUUUCAAAUGACUGAAGUAUGAUUUGUAUUUCAUACUUAAUUUGGUGUAUGUGUGCCUAAUUUGGAACAAAUCACUUCAAUCAUGCUUUUGAUAUCAGUUCAGAGGUUAUUGGAAACAGUAUAUCCCAGCUGCAAAAUCCAUAAGAAUGAGCUGGAAAAGGUAGAACAAAAUGGGAAAGUUUAGAUGACUGCAAAGUAUAAGUUAUUUAGUAUACGUUUUAGCUUUCUCUGUGAAAGAUGGGAAUAGAAAGCUACUGUAAACUAAUAGUUACUAUUGUACCACUGGCAACACACUCACACACACAAAUAAUGAGCUGUAGUGCAUUUACCAACCUUGUGUAUAAGGAAUAGUUGUUCAUCUUUUUCUUUCUCACUCCUUUGGCACCAAUGCUGGUAGUUCCCUUCAUGUUAGGAGAGUUAAGACUGCAGGUAAAGUGGAUAGUGGAGGAGACCAAUCUCUGUACUCCUCUUUACUUCUCCUGUUGCUUUCACCACAUAGCAGGAAUACCUUGCCAUUGUCCUUGGGAUCAGGAGCACUGGGGAGAGGUGGCAGAGGGUUCUUGUCUUUCUUCAUAGCAAGCAGUUGAGCCUAGAGACAAUUUCCCCAGUGGUGAAUACCUUUGACCUGGGAGCCCAGCAGAAAUGGUGGUAAUAAGCCAUGGAGCUUUAGUUUCGGACUACAGACAUUUGGCCAUUGGAAAUAGAGCAAGUAGUUCUGGCAGAAUUAUAAUAUUUUUAUAAGCAUUUUAAUGUCCAAUGUUCCUUACUGUUUUCUAAUGAAGGGAGUUGAAAAAUGUAAGCUAGUUUUAUAGAGUGUAGCUCUUGAUGUCCUUAUUUCAGUGUGCAUGCAUGUAUCACUGGAUUUUAGCAAUUGUAAGGUAACUAUUAAGCAAUACAGAAGAAUACUAAGUUGCAAUCCCUGAAAACUCACAUAUCGAAGUAAGUGCCAGUGAAAUCAGUGGUGCCUUAAUGCCAAGUAAAUAUGAUUAAAUUGUGCUUCACAACACUAUUAAAUUGUGGCACCGUAAAUAGUGUAUCUACUUCCAAAUGGUGGAGUCCCAGUGUGUUUCAAACACUUAAGACUGCUUUUUAAAGCUUUUUACAUCAUUAGUAUCAUCAGUACUAUCAUGUCAUCCAAACAAAAGCUAAACAGUUUGCAGAUGGGUGCAGACUAAUUGUUAACAAGUCACUAGAAAUAAUAUGUUUGACAGACUUUCCUAAACCAAUCUCAUUUAUCACUGAUCAAUACUAAUACAAAAGUUUAUACUAGACCCUGUAGAAAACAUAUAUUUCUAAGUAUGUUGUAGGAAUUGGAAGCAUUCAAUACUCUAGGUGUAUAAAAUCAAACUAGUAGCUGCAUAAAUAAUCAGAGCGAUAUGCAUUGUAGGUGAAGCAUCCCUCCAAAUAAAAUAAAACACUGAGUUUUGGAUCACAAUGACAAUUCAUCUGUAGUAUGUGGAUGAUUGAAGAACAAGCUUCUACUUACUAAGUUAUAUUUAGUGUUAAAGCAUUGGUUUUGCAAGGGGGCAGCAAAAUUUACUUAGUUGUGGCACCUGAAAGACUAAAGUUGCAAUAGACGCUCAGCACUACAUCAGGUGCUGCUGGGCAUUGUGAUAAAUGUUUAAAUGGCUCAAACCACCGGGUAAGCUUGUUAGGCAGCCCACCAGAGCUGGUCCUGCUGUAAUCCUGAACACAUUUGACUGUAAGACAUAUAAUUGCACAGUAAAACCUGUUGUCCCAUAGGCUUUUAUAUAUCAGAGCCCACUUUAUGAAAUGCAUGGUAUUAUCCUUAGUUGUCAGAUAUGUAGUAGCCCUAGAGAUGUAAGAGUAGGACCAGGAGUCUUAUCAAAUUUCCAUGCUGAGUUGAAUGUAUAUGCAAGAAGCUUGCUGAUAAGUUAACAAUUUCCUGAUUAGCUCUUCAUUAAGAGCUUAGCAGUCAAUUUAUAGUUGAUGUAAAAAAUAAGUUUUUUGGGGGGAAUCUAGAAAAUACAAGUAACCUCUCAUUGCUCUAUGAUUGGGGAGCUUAAAAAAAAACACUUGAGAGAGAAGCAAUAGGCUUCUGCUUUGUUUUGGUGUAACUUCAGAGGAACAUACUGAAAAAUCAUGUCAUUUGCAUAGGAGAUGCUCGAAUCUGGGUUCUGUUCAUAGAUUCUAAAUGACCAAAGGCAAAACAGAACUUUCUGAGGUUUUGCUGUUGACAUCCAUAUCUUUCUCCCCUUAAAGAAUAAUGUGCAGGACUUUGCUUGAACUCAUCCCAAGAACAUGAGAAGUUAUGGGUCAUUUGUACUAGUUUCAAUUCACCAGGUAAUCAUAAGCAGUCUUGUACAGCCUUUGAACAAGCCCCUUAUAAAAGUAGUUUCAAGGCUACUUUCUCUUAAGGCAGCUGCAGCUACUGCAGGCAACUAGUUAGGGUUUGGUUCAUAGCUUUCUCUGAGUCUCAGCCUCUUGUAAAGGGCAGUGUCUUUGGAAGGAGCUGUUAUCUCCUGUUGGUAAAGACUUGCAUGCAUGGACUGUCUGCAGACUAGUCACUUUCUUAAUUUACUGGGACUUGAUUUGCAAAAAAGGUACUGACUGCAGAGCUCUCUGCACAACAAAGCAGGAGUCAUCUGGUAUAAAGUACUAGCUCUAACUUAGUUUGGUUAGCACUGAAUUGAACAUAUCCAGUAGAUUUAACUUUUAAAGGAAUAAACUCAUGCUGAGAAGUGUAAUGAAAAUUUUUGGUUCUGACUUGGCAUCUAAUCACUUGGAGGCAGGUCCUAGUCACCACCAGUGGCAGUAACUCACUUUGUGAUAACUGGUGUUCACUUGGGGCACAUUUAGUGUCUCACAUGAACUUGCCCUUUUCUGAGCUUCCCUGCUUUCUGAAAUGAGGUUGUUGGCGAUUAGGGAAAGGGGCAUGUUUUAUAUGUGUGCUACCAUGUAUAUGUGCAUUGCAGAACCCAGAAAUGACCCGGAAACAUCAUAAAGAUGUCAUUAAAAGGGUGAGGUGGAACGGGUUGUUUGCAGGCUUUGUCAAUAGGUUUCAGUUAUAUGCAGCGUGUGCAGUGCCUCAGAAUGUAACCCCCGCAUAAACAGUGGACUGCCUGUAAAGCAGUCAAAGUUGCAGGAUGGUAAUGAAACAGGAAAGUGACCCAUAGUUAUUAGUUGCAUUUCAUGGCCUUUUGGCGCUACUGUUCACAACUUUUCCUCUCUGGCAAUUACGUAUAAUUGGUAUAAUUGAGGAUAGUGUUUCACGAAUCUAAUGAAGUAGGCUCUGGUUGUUGGUUGCAACUAUGACAGCACUACCAUGAAAUAAUAAUAAUUUAUACCCCACCCAUCUGGCUGGACAUCCUCAGCCACUCUGGGCGGCUUCCAACAAAAUAUUAAAAUACAGUAACCUAUCAAACAUUAAAAGCUUCCUUAACAGGGCUGCCUUCAGAUGUCUUCUAAAAGUCUGGUAGUUGUUGUUCUCUUUGACAUCUGGUGGGAGGACGUUCCACAGGGCGGGUGCCAUCACCGAGAAGGCCCUCUGCCUGGUUCCCUGUAAUUUGGCUUCUCGCAGUGAGGGAACCGCCAGAAGGCCCUCAGCGCUGGACCUCAGUUUCUGGGUAGAACGAUGGGGGUGGAGGCACUCCUUCAGGUAUACUGGACCGAGGUCAUUUAGGGCCUUAAAGUUCAGCACCAACACUUUGAAUUGUGCUUGGAAACAUACUGAGAGCCAAUGUAGGCCUUUCAAGACUGGUGUUAUGCGGUCUCGGUGGCCGCUCCCAGUCACCAGUCUAGCUGCCACAUUCUGGAUUAGUUGUAGUUUCCGGGUCACCUUCAGAGGUAGCCCUACAUAGAGCGCAUUGCAGUAGUCCAAGCGAGAGAUAACCAGAGCACGCACCACUCUGGCAAGACAGCCUACGGGCAGAUAGGGUCUCAGCCUGCGUACCAGAUGGAGCUGGUAAACAGCUGUCCUGGACACAGAAUUGACCUGUGCCUCCAUGGACAGCUGUGAGUCCAAAAUGACUCCCAGGCUGUGCACCUGGUCCUUCAGGGGCACAGUUACCCCAUUCAGGACCAGGGAGUCUUCCACACCUGCCUGCCUCCUGUCCCCCAAAAACAGUACUUCUGUCUUGUCAGGAUUCAACCUCAAUCUGUUAGCUGCCAUCCAUCCUCCAACCGCCUCCAGACAAAUACAUGAUUACAAAAGAAAGAAUUAUUGCAUCCCCAAAUGCUUGUGUGGGCUAGAUGUAGAUUCUGGGUCUGAAAAGAUGGACGACUACUAGCUAGUCAACGUAUGCUGCAAUAGAUUUUGUUUCGGUUAUUUAGGAACUUUCUGCUAUCUUUUACUUUUCUGAAAACCAGCAGUCCUAAAGAUUAACUUUUGUCUGUUAAAAAAUAGGCUGAAUAAAAACAGCCUGAAAGGAAACUUUGGUCCACAUUUUGAAUUGCUUCUGUGCUUUAACCAGUUUGCCCCAUACCAUAUUUUCUAUCAAAAAGGUGACAUUUCUUGGAAGAGAUGUGUUGGAUGGGUUCAGAGGUGGGAAAUAUUUCCUGAGAGCACUUCAACUUCUUGUUUGUCUAGCUUCUUUGAUUUUUCUUUCAUAUGAUUGUGUCCAAAAUAGACCUUGGAAGUACUGUGAAACUGCUAAAUACUGUAUUUGAAGAGAAAUGCAGAAUUUUAACCCUUCUGCUUUGCUUGGAAACAGAAAUCUAAACUGAAUAUAUUUUACUUUGUCAUGCAACAUAGCACAGGAAUGGCUAGAAUUUUGAAAUGAGGCUCUUUUUGUUGUUUAAGUUCAUUUUAUUGAAAUAUAGAAUGCUGGAAACAAUAGCAAAACUGCAAAAAGUUUAUUUUCAUGUGAUCCUGUGUAUUGUAUUGCAUUGUAACUAAUUGGACUUCAUUCUGAAAAUUAAGCUCCAUUGACAACCAUAGGAAAUCCAAGUAAAUAUAAUUAGGAUUGGAUUAUUCUAUCCUCAGUUGCGUAAGCAACAACUAAAUAUUCUACCCAAAUAACAAAUCUGAAUGAUGUGCCAAAUAUAUUUUCAAUUUGUCCAUUCCCUUAUUCCAAGUUCAACCUGCACUCAGAUACCUGAGGUGAAUAUUUCCUGGGAAAUACAGUCGUACCUUGGUUUUCGAACAACUUAGUUCUUGAACGUUUUGGCUCCUGAAUGCAAACUGUUGUGUUUGUGAACUGUUUUUGGAAGCCAAAUGUUUGACGUGGCUUCCGAUUGGCUGCAGGAGCUUCCUGCAGCCAAUCAGAAGCCUCACUUUGGUUUCUGAAUGUUUUGGAAGUUGAACAGACUUCUGGAACAGAACCUUUUAAAUUGGCAUUAAAACAGCCUGAUUUAUUCAGUGGUGGCUAUCUAGUCUUUUAUAUAUUUUAUGUGUUUGGGUUAUCAGUGUAUUUGGAUGACUUUAAACAAUAAAAUAAUACAAAUCAUAUACUUAUGCCAAUAAAGGCCAAGAACAACAAAUAACAGCUAAAUUUAGUGUUUAAAGUUAGUUGUUUAAGUUUUAGCUGUUACUGAACUGAAGCCGGAUGGAAAUAGGGCUGUAGUUUAUUUCCAGUAUGAUGGUUUUUAGUAUUGGGAAGCUCAUGCUUUCCACCAUUUCAUGAAUGAAAGAAACAUCCUAACCAAUAUGAGAGUGUUUUCUUCAAGUGUGUGUGAAGAGCCAAAGAAAGCUAUUCAUGUACAUCAAGGAUGGGGAACUGGAUCCAGAUGAAUCUUUAUCUCCUCUGCCCCUGUGGGUCGUUUGCUAGAUGGGUGGGAUCACCCAUCCUUCAGUCACCUGACAUCAGUGUCAGGUGACUUGCUUUUGCUAUAGUUUGAAAUUGAAUCUAAUGGAUUUGGGUGCAGUGCUUUGUGUCAGUGAUCAGCUAAUCAUCUGAUGGCUUUGAUCACUGGUGCUUGCAAAGUGCUCUGCAUGGCGGUUUGCAGGCACUGCGGAUAGGCACUGCCUGCACCCCCCUUCCACCACAGCUUGACCUUUACCUGUUCCAAACUUGAGUUCAUAUACAGCAACUGUGGCUUGACUGAAAUGGUCUUGCUAGCCUGGGAGGCUUAACUUUGCCUUGGUUCAGUGGUUCCUCACCACAAGUGUACAUUAAAGUAAAGAAUGUUGACAACAUCAUUCAUUGUGAUUUAAAAUUGCAUUAAUAUUUUUGUGAAGAAGCAACACACCUCAGCAGGUUCUGAUUAUUUGAACCUCCAUUAAAAAACAACAACAAAAACCCCAAACCCUCGCUGUUCUUGCCUAGAACUAACGUGUCCCUAAAAGAGGAAACCAUAGCACUGGGAACUAAUCGUUUUCAAAAUAACUGUUGGCAUAUAAUGGCAACCCUGUAAACUGCUGUCCUCAGUGCAGUUCAGUACUCAUCUGGCCUCACAGAAACACACAUUCUCCAUUCUAUUAGAGUGCAUGUUUGAUAUGAUCAGUUUAAGGUUCAACCUAAAAAUUCCCACAGUUUUAAAAUCAGUUGUAAGAGGGGGGAAAAACCAAAUCAGGUGAACCAAACAUUCAUAUUGCAGUUUCAGAACACCUGGCAAGUAAAUGAUAGGUUAAGAAUAUCAUAGGACUCCUGGUUAAUUGAAUACUAAUGAAAGUGUUAAAUCUCUAGAAAAAGGUAUAACCGUUUCUUAUUUUCUAAUCCACAUUUUAUGGAUUUUUUUGUUUUUGUUUCUAUAGUUCUAAACAUGCUGAAAAUGUACACUUUCCACUCAGAAUGCUAUGAGAAGGGCAGCCUCUGUCUAUUGUAGUAAGAGGUUUUAAAAAGCCCUCAUUGCAUUGUGUUUUAUAAUAGAAGUUCGUAUUAGCUUUUCUCUUUCUUCACUUCCAAAAUAAAUCAGUUGUACUUUAGAGUGAGAUAUACCUUAGAAUGCUGCCUUUAAAAAGUUGCAUGGCAUUGUUGGGUUGCUUGCCUUGCAGUUUCUUUGGGUGUGGCAGAUAUCAUUUGUGUUUUUCUUUAUUUCUUCCUUGUUUGCUGAAGGAUAGCAUAAUCCAUGCGCUCCAUAGUGAGAUGUUGCUGCAUGUGUGUAUGCUGACUCCAAGGACUAGAACCCUUCCGAUGUUGUUGAACUACAACUUCCAUCAGCCAAGCAAGCAUGGCCAAUGGCCCAGGAUAAUGAGAGCUGUAGUUUGGCAACAUUUGGAGGGCCCAACAUCUGAAUGCCACUAGCAUUUGCAUACUGCUCAUAGGGGUUAGCACUUCGUAUGGAAAACUCCAUCAAGCACGGUCAUGUCAAAGCAGGCCACUAUGUGGCAAAUACGAGCAGUUUGCAUUCCUCACAGGUGUUCCUGCUGUCUAUGAACUGCCCUCUCAAGAAAGACUUGCACAUGGGAGCAGGGAAUGUAGAUGAGAAUGCUAAACUAGAUUGGGCCUGGUUUGCAGAUAAUGCUAAGCCAAAUUAACAUAGUAAACAAUACCAUAAUCACAGGUGUCGCCACAGAUGAUCGGGCAAACAUUGGCUUGUUUUCCCCCUGCCUCCUUGCCUGCUUUGUUAGAGAAGAGGGACUAGUUUUCUUUCACAGGCAAGAUUCCAUGAACUGGACACUUGUCCUCUGGAAGGAAGAAUAGGACUUUGUAUGUGUGUUGGUGGGUUUUGGUCCAAAGGGAAAUCAUUGAGUUGCUGCUGCUGGCAUUACUUCACCUAUCUCAUCAUUUCCAAUGUAGCCUGAAGUGUCCCUCCUCCCCUUUUCCUGUUUAAAAUUGGGACUUUCUGAUAUGCUUAGAAUAUAUCCAAGCUGUAAGCCCCACUAAACUUACUGGAGUUUACUUCUGAGUAGACAUGUAUAGUAAUUUAGAUAGGAAACCAUAGAAGCAGAGAAGCAGAGAAGAAAGAAAAUUAACUGGGGGAGGGGAAAAGUAUCCAUAAAAUGGCAGCUUGUGGACAGAAUCUUAAGAUAAAUUUAUCUAUUAUUUAUUAAAUUUGUAUACUGCCCUAUACCCACAGGUCUUAGCGCGGUUCGCAGGAUAAAAACAGAAUAUAACACCACAAAAUGCAUAAUCAAAACAAAACAACCCAAGGGUAGUUUUCUAUGGUAGUUUUCUUUUAAAAUAAUUUUAAACGCCCCAUGCUCACUCGUGCAGGCAUGACUUUAGAAUGUUAGCAACAGGCUUUUAAGCUUUGUAAACAGUAGACAAUGAGUGAAGUGCGGAAAGCUGGUCGUAAUGAGAAAUAAACACUGUUUAAAUUUUUAUCUCCACUCCACAACUCUUCUGUGAAGUCAUGGUGGGUCAGAGCAGACAAAGUUCUGUUAAGGAAUGCAAUUUUAUUAAUAGUUGCCAUAACGCAAGUUGCUUUAAGAAAUCUGGAGGUGGAAGAAUUGUUUGGGGGGAAAGGACCAUGUUACCAGGGAGAUCUAGCAGUGACAUCAUUUAUACUCUUACUACUGUCUCUGUACCUUUAUGUGGAACAAACAACCACACUUAAACCAUAGUCAAAAAAUUGUCCUGGUUCACAUCUCUAAACUAGAGAUGCAGAACUGGAUGUGGCUGGCAGGUUGGCUCCUCAAUUCUCCCACUUCUCACAUGCCAGCUUUGACAGGUAAGUGGGACCAGUUACGGCAAACCCUUUUGAAAUCCCAUUUGCUGGCAAAGUUUGCAUUCAUACUGCAUCUACACAUGGACAUUUCUCCUCUGGAGACAUCAGGUGUGGUUUGAAUCCAAGUAGUUUUGCAGAUCUCUUGGGGCUGUCAGUGAGCCCCAUUUGCAAAGGAACAAUUGGAGCCACAUACUUUCCUUAUACUAGACAUAGCAUAUGAUUUCAGUUGUGGGGCAGAUAGACAUGGUUAGGAGGAAAUGGCGUAGAAUCAGGACACACUGGGCCUAAUCGGCUCAUGGGCCAGAGAUUUCUCAUCCUUGCUCUAAAACAUAGUUAAUGUCAGGUGGCCAACCAUGGCUUAUUUUAUUUGAGGAACUGGGUCAAGUUCACACAUAAUACUAAACCAUGAACUAAUAUGUGUGAACCAGGUAAUUCUCUCACAGAAAUAUGGAAUAUCUUUUAUAGUACAUACUUUAUUGAAAUAUCAAAUUGCUGAACAGUACAGUAUGUUGAACAUUUCAAUUUCAUUUUGUAUGAAAGUGCUCCAAAGGUGGAGCAGGUUCUUGCAGGUGCAUUUUUAGUGGGUGUCUAGGGCUACUUUCUAGCUUGAGUUGGGUGAAACAGGUUUUGAAACUGAAAGUCCAUAGUCAAUAAAAAGAUGCUGUAAUUGCUUAGUUGUAGGCACUAUCAUUCAUUUCCUUUGUUGUGUGUCCAAAAUGGUUUUGCAUAAAUAGAUGCACGAAGCCUAACAUUUGGCAGUUGAGGUUUGUAGCAUUUAAAACCUACUCCCCCCCCCAAAAAAAACCCCACUGAUGUUUAAAAGGCUUUUGAUCUUUCGAUUAAAAAAAAAAUCCAAGUAUUUUUUCAUGAUGGAAGGUAUGUAUGUGUGUGGGCACAUCCAGCCACCCUCCAUCAUGAAAAAAUACUUGGAUUUUAUUUUUUUUUAAUCGAAAGAUACAUGUGUACUUACAGGUGGUGACCAUUUUAGGUAAAGGUAAAGGGACUCCUGACAAUUAAGUCCAGUUGCGAACAAUUCUGGGGUUGUGGCGCUCAUCUCGCUUUACAGGCCAAGGGAGCCGGCGUUUGUCCGCAGACAGUUUUUCCCGGUCAUGUGGCCAGCAUGACUAAGCCGCUUCUGGCGAAACCAGAGUAGCGCACGGAAAUGCCGUUUAUCUUCCCGCCGGAGCGGUACCUAUUUAUCUACUUGUACUGCGUGCUUUCGAAUUGCUAGGCUGGCAAGAGCUGGGACCGCACAACGGGUGCUCACCCCGUCACGGGGAUUCGAACCGCCAACCUUUCGAUUGGUAAGCCCAAGUGGCACAGUGGUUUAACCCACAGCGCCACCCGCGUCCUGGUGACCAUUUUAGGCAUGUCCAAAUGACAUGUGAUCACCAACACGUGGGUCCUUUGGUACCCAGAAGAAGGCAGAACAGAAGCAGUGUGUGCUUGUAUGUGCUCUGCUGACAUGUAUGGGGGGGCCAGGAACAGAACCAAGGUUUCCUGCCUGUAUUUCUGUGCUUAAAGCUGUUUUAGGUUUAAGUAGAUUGAGCUGAUGCAAACUCAAUAUACUUGUGUGAACGAUAGCGUGUUUAAGACCUUUAGUCUAGGCAAUUCAGUUGCUGAACGAAAACCAAGAAGGAAGUAUUCUUUAUAGUGGCACAUGAAGAAAACUGGUGUUGCACAGUAAGUUCCUGGUUCAUUUCACUUCGGCUGUGAGCUUGCUAGGUGUCUUCAUUAGCUACUGUUUUCUUGCCCCCAUCUUCAGUAUGGUGUAACUACAGACCUACUUUGCAAGGCUAUUUGUAAGAUUUACCAAAUUUAUAUCUGGAGUGCUUUGAACUCUUGGCAUAUGGCAUGGGUGUGAAACCUCUAGCUUGUGUACAUUAUUAGACCUAGUGUUUGACCUGCAAGGCUGGCUGCCAUAGCCAGCUGCCUGACACCUGAAGUACUGUGUGAUGUCGUGGAUAGGGUAGGCAAGGACGUGGCUCCAAAUGAGCUAUUGGAAGCUUAAAGUGGGCUUCCAAUUGUUUAUUUGCAAGCGGGACAUGCUGACAGUGUUGAUCAGGUGAUGUGCACUGACAGUGAGCCCCACUGGGAUUAGCCAAGAAGGCACAGUGCUUUACAAGUGCCGACAAUCAACUGAUCAUUGGUGCUUGAGAAAUGUUGUGCCUUGCCUGCAGUGGCUUGAUUUCAAACUGCAUGGGCAAAAAGGAAAAGGAGCCAUGUGAUGUCAGAUGAUUGAUAGAUGGUCAGCACUGCCCAUCUGUCAAAGCAAACCUGCUGAGGGGUUGCAGAAUAGGGGAGGUAGGAAUCUGGCCUUCCAGCCAGAUCCAGUUCUUUCACCACAACCAAUAGUUUACAAACACCAUGUGACAUUAUUUUUACAAUGAAAGCUUUUAACAUGAGUUAGAAUUUUGCAGUAGUAAAAGAAAUUAAGCUUUGGAUAUAUAAAUAUGAAGGAAUGUGGUAUAGUUGAUAUUUUAUUUGAUUUGCACAGGAGAGCCCUUGGUUUAAGCCAAUGCUAAGCAUUGUUCACCUUCGGUCAGUUACUAUUGCUCAGCCUGACAUAUUCUGUAGGGUUGUGGAGGAAAAAUGUGAAUUUUUUAAAAUGAUUUUUAAUUUCAAGUAACUAAACAAGGAAUGCAGAGCUUAGUAGUUAUGCAGAAAAGAAAGAAAAAUAGAGGCUGAUGGUUGUAGUUUUAGAUGUCCCAAGAAAAGCGAUCAAAUGAAAGUGUUUCUUCAUAAGGUUCCAUGAGUCGAUUGUCUUAACAAAGUCAAUAAAAGGAUAACUUGUCAUAUAGAAGGUGUGAGUUUUCCUCCCCCACCCCCCAGUCAAUAUUCCUUUUGUGAAAUGGCUAAUCUGACCAGAAGCACAAUACCUGUGAAAUCCAGGCUUCAAAAAGAUUGGCAUUUAAAGUUUUCCAAUUUUUUUUGCAGUCACUAAUCUAGCUACAGUUAAUAAAUGGAGAAUCAGGUUUUUAUUGGUUAUGUUCUUAAUCCGAGGAGAAAAAUUAUUGUAGGGCUGUAGCUAUUGUCCCAUCAUUUGAUUCUUUGAAAAACUUUUUCCCGAAAGGGAAUAAUUUUGGGGCAAAACCACACGUGUGUACUAGAGACAGAUAAAUUGCAUUCCUGCUAGCAAAGGUCAGAUAUGUUAUGAUUAAUUCUCUAUAAUCUGGCUGGGCACAUCUACUAGUAAUGUGCUAUCUUUAAAGCAUUUUCUCAAGUUCUAAUUGAGAUUGAUCCAAAUGGGAGUUUAUUACAAAUGUGUUCCCAGAAUUGUUCCUCUGUUCUCCAAAAUCUUUUCCCCAUUUUAGUCUUAAUGAAGUGAGAAGAAGGGUAGCCAAUUGUGUGAGGCUUUUAUAUAGUUGGAAAAAUGUGAAAUACUUUUUGAAAAAAACCUGUUUAUGCUUCUAGGCUUGCUGCAUAGUUAAUUAGAUAAGAAAAGUGAUAUUGUGCCAGCAUUGAAAAGAGCUAACUUUUAUGUGAAAUAUAUUCUCAGUGUUUUAAACCAUUUCUUUUCUUUUUUCCUUUCCCUAGAUUUUGGAUCCCUGUUUGAUCUGGAACAUGACUUACCAGAUGAACUGAUCAGCUCCACAGAAUUGGGACUUACCAAUGGUGGUGACAUUAAUCAGCUGCAGACUAGUCUUGGUAUGGCACAAGAUGCUGCUUCAAAACACAAACAGUUGUCUGAACUGUUACGUGCUGGUAGCUCACCAAACCUUAAUAUGGGAGUUGGUGGGCCAGGUCAGGGCAUGGCCAGCCAGCCCCAGCAGAACAAUCCAGGAAUGGGAAUCUUAAACAGUAUGGUCAAAAGCCCCAUGGCACAGGCAGCAUUGACAUCUCCAAAUUUGGGGAUGGGUGCAAGUGGACCAAAUCAAGGUCCGUCUACUCAACCCACUGCAGGAAUGAUGCCAGCAGUGAACAAUCCGGUAAAUCAGCCUGGAAUGGGAAUGAAUGCAGGAAUAAAUGCUGGCAUGAAUCCUGGUAUGUUGGCUUCAGGAAAUGGACAAGGCAUGAUGCAGGGGCAAGUUUUGAAUGGUUCGAUUGGAGCAGGAAGAGGACGUUCCAACAUGUCAUACUCGAACCCAGGAAUGGGUAAUGCUGGUAACUUGUUGGCUGAGACAUUGCAGCAAGGUUCUCCGCAGAUGGGAGGACAGACAGGCUUGAGGGGUCCACAGCCUGGAGCAAUGGGCAAGGUAAGUCAAAGUUUUUCUUGUGAUCACAAAUAAAGUUUUUGAAGUAUAAUAUUUCAAAAUACCUGAGCAUUUCCAGAAAACAGGCUUGUUCACUGCAAUUAUGAACGAUACCUGGGAAUAUUUAAGCAUAUGAAUACAUGAUAAGGAGGCAUGUAGCAUUAUAUGAAAAGUUGUAUUUCUAAAAAAACCUCAUAGUCUUUGUGUCCAGUUACAGUAUUGCCAUUCAAAAUGAUGUAUUGAGUUUAUAGCUUUCAAUAGUACCUAUGAUUGAUGUAUUGGUUCUUCAAUUGAAUUUUUUCCCUAGUAUUAAAACUACUGGGAAGGCAAAUAUUGCUAUUCUUCAGUGAAACAUUGCUAUAAUUGUGGGUGGGGUGGGAAUAUAUGUGCAUGCAAUAUUUUCCUUGAUUUGUUAAGUAGUGGGUAGGUUUAUCAUAACUGUUACCCAUGAUUGAUAACUUCAACUUCCAGGUGCAGCAUUUCUGAGUACAGAUGCUGGUGCCAAACAGUGAAGGAGAGUUUGCGUGGUGGUUGUAGAUAUUUUGUAGUCACUUUUACAAAUUGGAUGGUAGACCUGUAGGUUUGCUCCAGCAAGACUUCUCAUAUCUCAGUACUUGGAAAAAACAGUACUGUGAGUGUAAUAAGGCACCAAGAACAGUAUCUUCACUAAUUAGAAUGAAUAACCUAGCGCUUUGUAAGUGGUGGAGCAGAAAAAUGCUGUACAUUUCAUUACUAAUCAUGUAGCUUUGGUGUAACCUCUGCAUGUAGUUGUUUACUACUUCAGGGGAAAGGAUAGGAAACAGCUUUUCUCUUACUUAUUUUAGUACAGUGUUUAGAUUAAGCAUCUAAAAUGAGUCCUCAAUAGGUACUUGCCUAGCAGGUGCUUAUCCUAUGGGAAAUAUGUAGCAAACUGCCAGGUUUCUCUCAUUGAGUGGUAGCCAGUGAGAGUUAACACAUGAUUGUACAGAGCAGCAAAUAGAGGACUUGGGUGCUUUAUGUAAAAUGGGUGAGGAAUUAUAUCUAGCUGGUGGGCUGUACCCUGGUUUCUCCUGCCGAUGGUGCGCCAUUUUGACAGGUAGGUGAGCCUCUGCCCACCUGGAAAUUACUCUAUGUCACUGUGAUGGCAGUUGACACAUUUUUACUUGGUAGUGCUACAAAGGAAAUUCUAGUUCAUUCAAGCCUGACUUGGAAGUUACCAUCAAGCUGCUGAUACAGGCCAACUUCAUGCUCUACUUUGAGCAGGGAUUUAGUGCAUUACUGUAUGGGGAACUCCAUGGUUCAGCUGAUCCCAGCAGGGCUGCUGUCACUGCCAAAACCAGCUGAUCAGCAGUGAUAGCAAGUCUCCCUUGCCAGUGAACAAUUGGGAGUGUACUUUAAGGCUCCCAGUAGAUCAUGACUGCCAUUGCACAAUCUGCUCCAUACCUGAUAUCACAAGACAUCAGUUGUGGGGUAGGUAGGUGUGGUUUUGGGAAAGCAGCCUCACAAGCCAAAUUGGGAACACAGUGCUAGGUCUAAGUAGGCCCACAAACCAGAGGGUCCUCAUGCCUGGUGAUAGAUGUAGUCAGAAACAUAUGAAGGGCACACGUUGGUGAGGAUUUCUUUAGUAGAAUAGAUCUAUGCAGUCUUUGCAUAUAAUACCCUUUCACCUGUCUUUUGAAAACUCAUUUGCUCUAAUGACUAAACAGAACAAUGUGUUCAGUCUCCGUAGUGUGGCCCUCACUGGCAGGUUUACUUCUUAGAUGCAGACUGGGUUUGCAAGUUGCUUGGCUGAUGAGCUUGGUUGAUCAGUCAACCUGCUUGCCUUACAGUUCCAUCUUUGUGAGCUGUUUAGCUUGUCAAAGAGUGAAGCUUGUAAAGGGGAUAUAGCAAAUUCUGAUCUUUGGUUCCUAAGGUCUGCAGAAUCUCAGUUGAUAGUUCAGACAUAAGUCUUGUAAGCAGACUUCAAAGGCAAUAACUAGCUCUAAAGUAACAAAGUAGAACAAAGAUUUUAAGUUUGGAUGUAUAUAGGUGCAGUGACAAGAUAAGAAUAACAUUUUAUUUUUAGAAAGCUUGUUUUUUUAUGGGGAGAAUGGACUUCACACUGUCAGUAGCGAGGAAAUGGAAGUGUGUGACCAAAAAAAUAGUACAGUAUGGUGUUCUUUGUUUUUGUUUAACUCAGGCAGUGGGAAGGCAUGAGAGGCUGGGCUUUAGCAAUGAAAUGUAACUACUAUUGUAGGUGCAGUUGGCUACACACAUAUUCAAGUGACAAAAUAUGAAUUUCAAAUUAUCAAAAGUAGUGCCAGAUUUUAUAUUGAGAUGAAAUCUGGAAUUUCAGAAAAAUAUGUAGCAUCACUGCUUAGCAUAACUUGAAACAACACCGUCUUAUAAUAUAAAAUAAAUUUGCCAUUGUAAAUGUAACACCCCCCUACAAAAAUACUUAAUGAUCCAUGUUUUAUCAACAUGUUUGAUUUCUUGUAUAUUUGGCUGGUCAGUUGAACAGUGUCCUAACCCUGAAAGAGAAUGCAAGUGUUUGAUUCAGUCUGAGAACUUACUGGAAUCUAAAUUGAAGAGAAGAGGAAUCCUGGCCCCAGAUGCAGGGAAUUAAUCAACAUUUUUUGUAGUUGAAUUCUUGAAGCAAAAACAUUUUUUGCUUGACAUGAGAGAGCUUGUUGCUAUUGAGGAAUGUUUUUGUGACAGGACUGCUACAUUACUGUAUUUCCAUCGCUAUUUCUGUGCUUGAGAUGGCAGCUUUUUAAAAAUAAUGUGAAUGAGUUGGACACACCCACUGCAGAAUGCUUCACUGCCAGUGACUACUGUAGGUACAUGUUCACAUUUGGAAGUUGGGGAAGUAGAAUCACUUCAAUUUUGUCUACUAGUGAAUGUUUUGGUUUACAUGGGAAAUGAUUUUAGCAAGGUAUAUGUGAAUGAGGUGGACAGUGAUGCUUGGAAAAGGGAAGUCUUGCAGUCAUUGCUGAUUUCGGUGGCAUCUUGAUAGAAGUUGUGGAAGCACUAUCCCAGAAACAGGGUUAACAUGUGGAGUAAAGAACAAAUAUGACAGUGACAAGGCCCUACAAUUUGCUAGCCAUGCCCUCUCCCUAGCAAGCAUCUUUCACCCCACCUCCUCACCUGGUAAGGGGAGCAUGCAGGCUUGGGAGCUGCAGCUCAAAGGAAGUGGCAUCCAACAACCUUCUUGGCUUCACUGAUGUGGUCCAAAGGAAAGGAAAGUUUAGUUGCUGGAAGGAGGUAUACAGGGCACCAUCCAACCGUCUUAGGGACUCCAUUUUGGAUUGUGUAGGAUUUACUCCUUAGCCUUUUCUUCACCUGAACAUGUCCCACAAAGUAGCGGGUAUGGAUUUUUUUCUCAGGGUUUACUGGUCAGUUCACCUCCUGUUAUAUGACUCAGGCUGGGAACAGGUUGUGUUCUAUCUCUAAGAGCUACUGAAGUAAAGAUACAUUGUGCCCACCUUCUGAUCUCCACUAUAAUGAUAACUCCCAUUUAAUAUUACUACUUUGGGGAAGGGUUGCUAUUUAUGUAUUGCCCUUAAAAAUAACUGGUGUAUUCUGUGGCUUCCAAGAUAAAAACCUGUAACACCUCUUUCAACAUGGAUUUCCUGGAAAAAUUUCCGAGAGUGAUCUAGUUUGCCAUAUUUUCUUGUAUUUAAUAAACAAAACUAAAAUCUUUGAAACUAUCAAGCUUGCGUAAUAGCUGCGUUUGGCAUCUUUUCAUUUUUGCUAAUGAACUUAUAAAACAGAAAAAAUUUCAUGGAAAAAUAAAGCUCUGAAAAGUUUUCUGCUGCACAUUGCUGAGAACUCUUGUGCUUUGCAUAGACAUGAAACACAUGAAUAGUGGCUCUGGAGUGAUACAGUUUCCUUUUCUCAAUCUAUGGGGCUUGUAUGUUUUGUUUCCCAAAGCACCUAGAAUUCUAAAUUGCAAACAUUUUUAUUUAUUACCUGAUUAUAUCAGGCCCUCAAGGUCUGAGCCAGCAGAAAUUCUUACUGGCUCUUUCUUGGUAGCAGUUGUUUAACCUAACCCUGGUUUGGGAAAGGUUUUGAAUCUGAGAGCAAAACUGGUAUGUUUACCUAAAGAUGCUUACAGCCAAUAAAAAAUCAAUAUAGAUUAACAAAAAGUUGCAAAGCAACAACACUGUCUUUCAAAUGGAUGCAAAUAUGUAUUUGAUCAACACAGUUAUAGGUGGCAGUUUAGAAUUUGAUUUCAUAUGGUUGUAUCCAAUAGUAGCCUUGCUGUAUUGAAAAGUGUUUCUGCUCUCAAGAUAGGGAACAUACCUUUCACUGAUCCCACUACCUUCUGCAGACCUUAGUGCCAUAUUUCAUAGAAGGGCUGGUCAAAUAACUAGAUUUAAACUGGCUAAACUUAAAGGUGCAAAUAUAAUCCUCAUUAAUUUAUUGAUCACCUCCUUAAAAACCAUCUCAAGGUGAUGUAUAAUUAAAACAAGUUAUAACACAAAAAUAGCAGAUUCAUUUAACACAAAAACGAAAUCAAGAAAAGACAGUUAUGAUAUAGACCAGUUAAUGCUGCUGGUAAAACCUGUUGGUACAAACAUGUCACUUAUUUCAGGAAAGUACAGGUAGAGAGGGUGCCUGUUGUAUCUUGACAGGAAUUCUAUUCCACAGAGUGGGGACAGCCACACACUGCUCCGAGUUACUGCAGAGUGGGCUUCUGAGAUCUUUGGAACUUGCAGGAGAAACUUAACUGCAGGCAUUUUCAGAUAGCCAAAUAGCAGUUAGAAAGACAGUGACCCUGCUACCAGAUCUAGCUUUGUGACUUGAAGCCCACAAAAUGCAGUGCUGCAACCUUUCAUCAGCUGAAGAAGCUUCAUAAUUCUAUAAUGAGAAUUUCAGUUCCUAAAGAUUAGUUGGCUUAUGUAAACAGAUUUUUAGAAAACCAUUUCUUUAUUACCAAAAGUUCUUAAGAAAAACUGCAGGUGUCAGGCAUAAUUUGGGGGCAUAGCUUUUUUCUUCAGAAAGGCAAAUGUUCUUCUAGGAUGGUGCCGCCUGUAACAUAGGCACAAAUAAUCUGAACACUGAAUGUCUUUCCCUUAAACAGUUUCAUUCUAUGCAGACGUUUACAGAGCUAAAUUUUAAUGCACUUUUACUCAAAAUGCAUUUUUUAGUAUUGUGCGUUUUUACUCAAGCAAAUCCAUUGAACAAAGUAGGACUACUGAUAAAUGUACAUAUCAUUGCAGGCUUAGUCUGUUGGCUAUACCUCACAAGAUUGAUAAACUCUACUAAUAUUUCUUUAAUAGUCUGACAACUUUAAUAAUAUAAUAAUACUUAACAUGUAAAGAUUCAGUUUAAUGAGCAAUUGGAGUAUACUGUCUUCAAAUCCUGAAAUUUACUUGAGUGGUAAUUGGAGAAGCAAAGAAGAUUGUUUAACGUGAAUUGUAGAUAUGGUUUUGCUCUGCUUCUGUCAGUUUUAGCAGAAAGGACACUCUUUUUGGCUUGGACACCCCCAUUUGGAAUGUAUGUUCUUAAGCUAGCUGAAGAUCCUAUUAGACGGAAAUCUGAAAUGGAGGCUGAGACUCAAGAGUGUAUUCAACUGGUUUGGCUGUUGGCAGAGAGCCCAAGUUUCACUUUUUGAGGUGGAGUUGGUACAAGCUGACAACAAGCAUGCUUGAUCUGUGUUGCUCUCCAACCAGCUGUUGUCGAUACCCCACAACCGAGUCUAGAAAAAUAAACUGGGAACAGGAGGUUUUUUAGGGGUCUAAAAAUGAAAAGUAUUUUGUAGCCUACGUAUAGCUGAGCUUCAUCUUCAAAUGAAAUACUUGGCUUCUUUUGUAUGGCAAAGCAAAAUGGCAUGGCUGUUGUGCAUAUCAGGAUGAGCAUUUUCUUCUACUUUCAUGGGGUUGUAAUAUAUAGGUGCUUUAUCUGCAGGAAACAUUCUUGUCAACAACACUUUGUUGUACUAAGGUUUGAUAUUUGUGCUUUUAUAAAAGCCCUUAUCCUGAAUUCUAAAUACAGUAGGUGGAAAGCAGUGGUGUGAAUUUCCAUUUUCUAAAAUGGAUCUAAUUUUCCCCAAUGCCCAGUUUAAAUCAGCUUUACAAAUCUGAUUAUGAUAAUUGUUGGAUUUAGUCUAUACUAUAUAUAGCAGUCUCAAAACUCUAUACCAUAUAGCACUGUGUACUAUAGAUGUGGUAUAAAUGUUAGUAAAUCAUAUUCAAAGCUUUACUAAUUUUUUUUUAAUUUGCAACUAUUUUAAGACAAUUUAGUGUUAUGCACUUUGCUUAAAUUUAAUGGGGGGGGGAGGAAGCACUGAAAAUUGUUAACAUAUGCUAAUUUUAUCAAGCCCAAACAGCUGUACAUGAGAGAGAGAGAAUGAACUGUGUUCAUUUACGUUGAAGUGACUUAGUUAGAUAUAACUGACAGUAGUUUGGAAUACUCUGGAUUUAUUUUUGUUUUACUUCUGUUCAGGUGUUCAGUGUUUUGUUUUUUAAAAGAGGUGUGUUUCUAUCCAUUCAUAUAAAUUGGCCUGUUCUGGCUCUAAUUGAGCACAGUACAGUGAUUCUACAAUCUUCUGGUGUCGUUGAAUAUACUCUAGAACUCUUGCAUUUGAGCUGUAAUUUAAUUUUAUUAUGUGUGUGAAAAGGUGAGUCACGUUUUCUUGAACAGCAGUUAAGAAUUAUGGAUUAGUAGUUACUUGGCAUAUCAUUGGUAUACAUGAGCUACAGUAAAUAUCAUUGAUGGGUGUAGAAUAACCAGACCUUGAUAUCUGAACAUUAUGCAGUCCGAGUGGAAUUAAGCAACAACUGCAGUACAAGCUCUUGCAGGUAGAACUAGAUGAAGUUGGGAUGUAACUUGGUGGCAAAUUUUUGUUUGUACUUUUAUUUAUUUUUGAAUAAUUUCAAAGAACAAUUGUACAAGACAUCCCCUAGUAACAUAAAUAUACAACCACAUGUGAAAGGGAAAUGUCAGGAUGAAAUUGGGAUUAAUCUCUGAUUAGGUUCACAAUAGGAAGUGUGCACAGUUUGAACCUGGGACAUCUUGUACACAACCCCUGGCAUUUCUAGGUAGGGCUGAUAAAGACCUAGCAGCAGCAAUGGUUUGGCUUGGUCUAAGGCAUUUUCCUAUGUUCUUGUGCACCAUAUUAGCAACACCAAGGAUGUGGAAUGUGUAUCGUUUCAGAUGUUGUUGAACUCAGAUUCCCUUCAGGCCCAGCCAGCGUGGCUAGUGAUCAGAGUUGUUAGGCGUUGGAAGCCCACAUAGAUUCCACAUACUCUCUGGUUCCCAAUCCUGGAAUUUUUGUGUGGUAUAAAGGAUAUGGUUCAAAACUUAUAUGUCGGUAUGCAAGAACUGACAAAAUCAUAAUUGAAUAGCAUAGUUUCUGGGGCUUCAGUAAAAAAAGACAUGAUAUACAGUGGUACCUCUGGAUGCGAAUGGGAUCCAUUCCGGAGCCCUGUUCACAUCCUGAGUAGAACGUAACACGCGUGUGCGCGGGUCGCGUUUCACCGCUUCCGCACAUGUGCGUGACGGCAUUUUGUGCAUCUGUGCAUGUGCGAGCGACGAAACCCAGAAGUAACGCGUUCCAUUACUUCCGGGUCGCCGCAGAGCGUAACCUGAAAACGCUCAACCUGAAGCAUAUUUAACCCGAGGUCUGACUGUAUUUGAUACAUAAAUGAACUCCAAGAAAGGACACAUUUUGAUCCAUUGAUUUACAUGUUGGCAUUGUCUAACAAGUGUUUUGGCCACUUAAGGAUUCAAUAUGCCACAUAUUAAAAUGAACUGAAAGGUUUGGCUUUGCAAUAAUAAACCUCCUUAACUCUUGGUAAAUACUGAAUUUAAUUCAAAUGUAUAUGUCUGGGGAAAGUCCAUCUUAUCUUCUCCUUUAUUUUUUCUUGAUGAUGGUUCACAUGUCUUUUCUUAGAGCAAACAUGCUAGAGUAGCUUGCAACAGUGUUUGAAAUUAGCCAGGCACAUUUUGCACCUGGCUAUCAGCCACUUGUGACCAAGUAAAGAAGCCUAAGUGUGAGGAUGGCGCCUGACAUUUCCACCAUCUGGAGGUGCAUGCCUCAGGAUCCUUGGAUUUUGAUUGUUUUCACACACUAAUAAGACAUCCUGUAGAAUUCUAUACGUUUUAUUUUAUCUACAAAAUCAGAAUGAAUUUCAGGAACCAACAUGCUUUAUCUGUGCAGCCUGAGCAGGAGCAGUGAACAAUGUUAUAGUUAAUUGUUGUAGCUUCUCUUCACCCACCCCACUUAUAUUAUGAAUGGUCUGUGUCACCAUUAAGAAAAAGAGGUAAGAAUAGGCCUAUAUGUAUGUGUGAAAUGGCCCUGGAUAAAGUGGCUAUUCCUCCUUAAGUUCACAAAGUUCUGAGUUUCUAACACUGGCUUAUAGUGGGAGUGUGGUCAGUUUGGGCUUUUAAAAUGCACAUGCUGCAGACUGAAUUUAACAGGGGAGGUGGAGUAAAUUGCAUUCUUGAAACAGAAGUUUCCAGUGCCAUCUGCUCUGUUAGCAUCUAUAGAGAAUUUUCCAAAUUUGAGUAUUUAGAGGAUCAGUUUGCUGCCAAGAACGUGUGUGGAGAACCACCCCCUCCCAAAUAUAGGAGCUUCUACUACUCAUUGUUAUGUUUCAUCAGUGAAUGUGAAUAUUGUUAGUUCCCUGAGCAAUGACUGAAGAAUAAAUACCACAAGUUUAUUUUAAUUAUUGUUCUUGUUUAUUAAAUUGAUAUAGUUUUCUUCAACCAAAGAUCACAGAGUGGUUCGCAACAUAAUAUGGCCUUAACUGGGAUUUAACAAUCGGCCUGCUUAUAGUACCCUGUAAGAGAGCCAGUGCAUUGAACAGAUCUUCUCUUCACAUCUCAGCCAUAUUACACUUAAUGGUAGUCGGCUAUGCUGGUGCAAUGACAUUGAUAAUUUAGUUAGUUAGAGGCUUUGAAGAAUGGCUCACGAAGAUAGUUUAGUUAUGAAUCCAAAUGGGUACACUUUACAAACAUUAAACUUAAAAUCUGUUGAUAUUUUGGAAUCGUGAGAGUUGCAAGGGACCUUGGUGGUCAUAGCAUUUAUCUCUUGAGUUUUACUUGUGAAUCUAGGGACUGCUGAUAGUCCAUAGUGAGCUUUCACAUGAAAUCAUGAAUGGAAGAGAAUGCUAGAGGUUAUUCCCAGACCAAUCAAAUAUUAAAAAAUAAUAGGAUUAUAACAAUUGUGCACUAGCUUUCUCAACUGGAUAAAUGGGUCUUUGCUGUAUCUACUUUAUAUUAUUUGAGUUUUGUUUUAAAUGUGUCUGCUGUGUUUUGUGUUUUUAACCGUCUUUUCACUUUUCAUUUUUAUUAUCUUGUGCAUAACUUUGAGAUGAUUGUGCAGAAGGCUACUUAAAAAUUAAUGACAAUAAUAGUAUAAAUUGGCCACAAAGUUAACAGCCAGCCAAAAAUAGUACUCAAAAGAGGGGCUGAUGGAAGAUGGAUAGAAUAUUUGCCAGCCCCUGCUCUGGGUAAAAAGCAGAGUGAAGAAUUCUACAGGCUAGAAACACAGUAGGCACCAAGCCUUUUGUGUUCCUAUACAGUGGUACCUUGGUUUGCAACUGCUUUGGAUUACAACCAUUUUGGAUUACAAACACAUCAAACCCGGAAGUACGUGCCCCUUUUUUGGGAUUCUAACCCAUUUUUUGGGGGGAGGCCUCAUUUGCGAAAGCGCACCUUGGGUUACAAAAUGUUUUGGCUCACAACCGGACCUCCGGAACGGAUUAUGGUUAUAAACCAAGGUACCACUGUACUUUAUGUCUUGAAAAUAAAGACUCAUUCUCCAAAUCCAGCAAACAAAGCAAAUGGACUAGAGGCAGAGGCAUGAGUCACUCCACACCUCCCUGUUCUUCCUUUUCCUACUUGUGUAGCAUAGAGGUACUACAGGCUGGUGGCAGAGGAAUGAAGUGCUUCAUUUCUCUGCCACCAGCUCUCUUGCUUUCUAGGAUGGACAGGUAUUAGGGAGCUUGACCUCUAGAAUCCAAUAUGAAAAUUCAGUGGGCUGGCAGUGGUGCGUUGAAAUGUUUCAUCUCUUUGCCAGCAGUCCACUUGAUUCCUGUGCACAGCAUACUGAGCACCUUCCCACCUCCUAUGCUCUAGCAAAUGAAAACUUUAAACAUUCUUUAAAAAGCAAUAAUAAACUCUAACCAGUCACUCUGAAGUUGGCUACAGCAACUACCAGAGGAACAACAUAUUGUACCUGCCAGUUUAUGUAUAACUUCAUGAUCUGUGCUGUCAAGGUGGAUCUAAACCUAUGUAGUCUUAAUUUUCAGGGUUGUCUGUGUGGCAUGUUUUGAGGUACACAAACUGAAGACACAAGGAUGACAGAGCAAAUGGGAUGACUUAGCAAGAGCCGAAUAACUUGCAAUUGUCUUCUAUUCCCCAAUAGAAGGAUAGUAGAGAGGCUCCGUUCUCCACUGAUGAUGUAACCAAGCUUGUGUGUUCAGUUAUUUUUCCAUGCUUCUCUAUGUUUGAAGCUAAGGAACACAGAUUCCCCAUUACUACUAGGCCUGGGUGAUAUAUCGCCCAGGACCGGUAUGAGGAACAGGCCACAAUGUCUGCUUCACUCAGCGGUGUUUCGCUGAGUGAAACAGCCAUCCCACUUCUUUCUCAUAUAACAGAGGGAGAAACAAGCUGUAUCUGUGAAGUGCAUCUUUAAACUGCCCGAUUGAGGAGUGUGCUGCUGCCCUUGCAUCAGUUGAGCAGUCAAAGGAGCCCCCAGCCUUGCACUAGCAGAGAGCGUGGUUGCUGCUCCCUGCAGCGAGCAGUUAAAGGAGCCCUGAUGCUCCGCCCACGCACAGGCGUUCCCUCCCCCCAGCUGAGUGGCACAAAGCAGCUCCGGUGCUAUUGCUGCUCACAUUAGAGAGCACGGAGCUGUCUCAGCUGGGGAGGGGGUGAAACUGCCUCAGCUCUGGAGGUGAGAGCAGGGGCAGUUUCACCUGGUGUCUCGCUGGCAGAGGCCAAUGCACCUUGUUUUUUCAACAUUGUGGUAUAUCGCCAAACUGCGAUGUUUGGCUGGCGAUAAACUGUUACGUUGAAAAGCUGCUGCUGCUAGUGCUGAUAAAAUAAUUUAUUAUUUAUACCCUUCCCAUCUAGCUGAGUUUCCCCAGCCACUCUGGGCGGCUCCCAAUCGAGUGUUAAAAACAAUACAGCAUUAAAUAUUAAAAGAUGUCUUUUAAAAAUAGGAUAGCUGCUUAUUUCCUUGAUAUCUGAUGGGAGGGCAUUCCACAGUGCGGGCACCACUACUGAGAAGGCCCUCUGCCUGGUUCCCUGUAACAUCACUUCUUGCAAUGAGGGAACCUCCAGAAGGCCCUCAGCACUGGAUCUCAGUGUCCAGGCUGAACGAUGGGGGUGGAGACGCUCCUUCAGGUAUCUCCCAGCCAUAAUUACUACUACUAUACUACAGAAUUAUGCCUGUUUUAUAUCCACCUCAACUUACUAGCAGUGUGACCUUUUUAGGGGGUGGCAUCAGCUGUCUCUACUGGAGAACAGGGCACUGAGUUGUGUAUGUUGAUGAGUAUUAGAUAAUGCAAAAGAUAAUGAUAUCAGAAAGUUUUGGAAGGGAAUUUCCAGUAUGUUACAGUAGUGCAUAGAAUGGACUCUUCCACUCUAGCCAUCUAGGUUUAUUUAACUGAUGCUGGUUUCUUAAUUAUGUUCGUACCUGCUACUUUGUCUAAACCACAGAUUUCCUCUUUUAAAAACAAUGUGCUUGUUUUCUCUGCAACUAAAAUCUCUGUGUAAAAUGGACUGUGGCCAGCAGAGCUUUCUUAUAAUUUCCAGUAGAGAUUUCCUGCUAUCUAGGAACUUUACUAGCAAAUAGUAUUAAAUGAACUUACUUGGACAAGUAGAUAAGAUCUGAGACAUAGAAAAUCUUCCUGUAUAAAGAACCAAUCAUUGAAAAUUACCUGCUCUGGUAGACCACCCUUCUGAAAGAGGCACAGAGAUUGUGUAUUUUAUUUAUAAUGGGCAGGGGUCCACCAGCUUGGAGCUGGGGAGAAGGGCAGAGCCUUGUUGCUUCAAUUUCAACUGAAAACUCGUGCAUUUUUUUGAUAACUGUUUAAAGAUUGUCAUGAUUUAGACCAGUCCACCAUUGUAAAUAAUAAUAAUAAUAAUAAUAAUAAUAAUACCACCAUAUGGAGGAAUUCAGCUUCAUGCUGUAAUGAUUGUUCUGUCAGUGCAUGUAUUUCUGCUUGUCAGGUUGAACUGUCCCUUCUCCUCACUCCCGUGCAAUGUUCUAGGGAUUCUCUUGACUCACCAGAGUAGAUUUGGUGGAGCAGGAGAAGCCCCAUUGUGCUAGUGGGAGACAAUUUGUUGGCUUCCACUAGCAUGUUAGGUAAGGUGAUUCUAGGGUGUAGUAUCCACACAUGUCAGGAGAACUGUUGGAUUACUAUUCAACAGCUAAUAGUGAAAAAGUCAAUAAAUGUAGAAAACAUCAAUUUAGGCAGCUGCCACAUUCAGCUGUGUUUUCCAUAUAUACUCACAUGUUCUGCUUAUUUUGUGUAUAUAUAUGCCCAUUUGACAGCUUCAGUCUGGAGCACUGACACUGUUACAGGUGAUUCAUAAUACUCAUUCUGCACUUGUAAAAAUUUGACAUUUAGGAACUAUCAAUAAUUGUAUUUUAUAUUUUUGUAAUUUGCUUAGAGGUUUUCUUAGAUCAAGUGAUAUAUAAUUCUUUGUUAAACAAUUAAUGGCUCGGGUGUUGCUUUGAUAUAAAAUCUUUAAUCUGCCAAACCAUUGAGACAUUAUUUCAGACCUUCAAUUUCUUCAUGACCUAUGAUCAGAAUCAGGCUCAAUAUUCAGACUGUAAAAUUGAAGGUGUGCCUUUGGAUCAUAAGCAUUCAAGGAUAAAUUAACUUUUGAGGUGCUCAGUCAAUAUAAUUCAGUAUCUGGAGGAAUAUAUAUAUGAAAUGCUUGAUUUAAAAUGAGGGGAAAAUGGAAAGUAUUGAAUGAUAGCAAAAUUUUAUUAACUGUCAGUACCAAUAUUGAAUUGGGGUUUGGAAAGAGAUGGAUAGUAUUAAGAGGGUAUAUGUAGAUCAGAAUUUGUUAAUACUUUGCAGUUUGUUGAUAUUCCAUUCCUUGAACCAAACAGUAGUUAACCAUAGUGUAUACCAUGAAAUGAACAGAAGAAAAUGAAAAUAUUCCUUAAUUGUCAUUCUUUAAUUUCUAGAUGGGAAUGAUGAACAACCCUGGUCCUUAUGUACCACCAUACAGCCAGAAUCCUGGACAACCAAUUGGAGCCAGUGGACUUGGUCCCCAGAUGCAAAAUAAGCCUGUAUUACCUAACAGUUUACCCCAGUUUCCAAUGGACAAGAAGCCAGUGCCUGGUCCAGUAAUGCCUAAUAUGGUAGGUAGUAACUUCUAUUUCAAAUUAUUGUAGAGCUAGUUCAAGAUAUACCAGUAUUUUGUCUUAAAGGGUUCCAUAUUGUGUCACAUCAUGAGAAAUAAGGGUAUUCAACCUAGAGGAAAAAAGCAUUUUAGUUGAGUUUUAAUUUCUUUUGAAUGGCAUUUCUAUUUGAACCAUAUCUCCUUGUCUUUUGCAUAAUUCUCAUAUCUACCCUUUCAUCAUCAAUUCUAGCCUUUUAGGGGGCAGACAGUACUAUUUCCAUCCAUAUAUUGGAGGACAUAUAGAAAUAACAGUCUGUGAUGUAUGCUGAAACUGUGUUCAUGUGCUUGUUGAUAAUAAGGGUGGAAGGUUCAAGGGGAAAUGGGAUAUAGGAAGAAAUGGAUGACAUAAAAUUACUUUUUGUUGAAAACUGACUUUAUGUGAGUUUACAUAGGUGCAUUGUCAUAGCAGGAUGUAAGAUGUAUUUGAUGAGGAGUGAUUGCAUCAGUUCAUUCAUUUGCCAAUCUAUGCUUUGCAGCCAUUGAGCCAACACAUUCAGUGGAGCAUUGCAGCACAGAUACACCUGAGCUCCCAAUGAGCAGACAGUGUAAUGUGCACACACUUAACUUGAUUCUUGUUAAUCCUGCCUUCCACAGUGCUGAGCUAGUGACACAGCAGUACAAGAGAAUCUCUGUGUACAUAGAGAUUCCAUUCCCAGUAACUGUGCAUGUCAGUGGGACACACACAAGUCCUUUCUGUCCUGUUCUGCCCCCCUUUGGCACCAAAAAUGAUGCAUGUGUCAGUGGUCGUGUGAGUGGGAAGGUGCUUGUACAUGCUCAUAAGGUUCUUAGCAUCCCUAUUCCCUUCCAGAUGAUGUGUGCCUUAUUGGUAUUUUUAACAGCAGGUUUUGGGAAUGGUGGAGAGGUUGGAGGCAGGGGUAUCAAGGAACAUAGUCUUCUUACUGGACAAUACAGAGGUGGAGGAGGAGGCAGAAUGUAGCUGGGUAAGAUGUUGGAGGAGCCAGGCUGGUCAGAACAUGGAGAGUGUGACACUUCCUUGGAGCUUCCAAUGUCCCUUUCUCCUUGCUGUGAGCUAUGGUGAAGAUGGGCAAACUGUGUUACUUGGAUUGUGAGGUCUGCAAAGGCCAUGCAGAGCUACCACCUCUCUCUCUGUUGGCCUAUAUAGGCCUUUUUUAGCUUUCAGUGCUCCAUUCUCUGGGAAGUCAGGGGGGGCCUGGGCGGUGGGCGAUGAAGGCGCCACACUGAAAAGCAGGCUGGAGCUGGGGAGGGGAGCACUGAAGAGGCUGUGUAGAGCUGAUUCCUGGGUUGUGUAUAGCCUGUCUUAUCUCACUCUUGUGGGGGAUAGAAUUGCAGGUAUGCAUGCAGUAUUACUUAUCUCACGUUGCAUUGUAUGUGUGGCCUGAGUGCAUGCAUGGAACCAUGCUCUUAAAAAGUGGAAAGCUAAGAGUGUAAGUCAGACCCCCAAACAUUCUUAGACUGCUGUUUCUGAAUGGCUAGCUGUUGCCAGUAAUCUUUGUAGCCAAGUGUUGCUCUGUAAAAAGUGGAUUUUUAAAAAUCUUCGUUCAUCAUCAUCAUCUACUCUAAGCAGCACAGGUGUGCCACUUAUUUCAAGCUAAUUCUGAUUGCUGACUUUUUAAGAACAUCUUAUGCACCUUAUGGUCAAAUUGUGCAUCCCUAGAUAUUGGCAUUUUAAAAGUGAAAUAACGCUGUAUAGAUCCUAAUAGAACUGUGCUGAACUUUUGCCUAAAAAGUACUGGGAACAAAGAAGAUUAGGAGAAGUCAAAACAUCUUACAGUGCUCCUCUUUGCUUGCUUCCAUUAUGUACUGUUCACAUUAACUUUUAAGCCAUAUUCCUGAUGUGAUCCAAACCAAUUGGGAAUCACGUGGGCAGCAUGUUGCGCUGCUCAUCAGAUCAGCAUGCCAAUAAGCAACAGUUGGUUUGGCUCUCAGAUCUAAUAGAUUCCAAUAGUGAACUAGUUCACACAAUACAUUAAACUAGAGUUUAUUUUAAAGUAUGUUUUAAUGAGUAUAGGCAGUAUAUUCUUCUACUGCUAUAACAUUCAUGUCAAUGAAUUAGAGUGAGGGCAGAAACAUCGACCUCCCUCUGCACAGGCUUCCUGACACUGGCACAUAAUGAGAAUUGACUAACCUAAGAAAUUCAAAUGUCAGGUGAAUUCUACUUACACUCCCCUGAAUGGGUAAAUUUUUUCCCCUCUCUUACAGCGUUCGAAAUUAGCCAGGCACCAUGCUCAUUUUGCACCUGGCUAUCAGACACAUGCAACUAAGUGAAGAUGCCUGGGCGCCAGGAUAGCACCUGACAUCUCCGCUACUGGCUGGCGUACAGCAUCAUUGUUUUUUUGCUGCCGUGCUAUGGCAUGAGUCAGAUUUUAGCUGGAGCUGACAGUAUACAAAAUUCAUUUUCGGCUUUGUAAUCAUGGGUUUUUUUGUUUUGUUUUUGUUUUUAAAAGUGUCGAAACAUUCCAUUAGUGUGCCCGUAACCUAGGUUUAAGGGGCCAUAUGACGAAUAGCUUUAAUAUCUCUGUUUCUAACACUGCUCUUCAUAGAACUGGUCAAACAGUUACCUCAAUGAGAGAGGGGCAGGCACAUGCAGGAGUAGGGGAGGAACAAAUUAUUGUUACUAUUAUUUAUUAAGUUUAUAUACUACCCUUUAUCCGAGGAUCACAGCAUGGUUUAGAAUAUAAAAAUACAAAAAUACAUAACAUAGUAACAAGCAAAAACAAUAACCUACACCCAUUCACGGUUUAAAAGGCCAUAGGGACUAUAGAGUGGGCAGGAGCACACUUUUCAUAGUUUAAAAUAAACUAUGGAGUAAUGUUAUGUACAAACUGGGCCAUUGUAAACUUGUACACUAUAAUCCAUAUAGCAUUGGCAAAGCGCACUUUAAAAGCUUCACUGUAUGACUAUAGAUCAAGCUAAUUAGGUAUGUUGUAUUACUCUUUAUUACUCUAAUAAAGAGUAAGUUUAUUAGUUGUGAUUGAAAUACAAUUGGUAUUGGGUACACCAAUUAACUUGAAGAGAGUGAAGCUAUCUGUGAGUGCCACAAUCCUACCACCUGUAUAGGGAAGUUCCAUUCAUGUCAGUGGGGUUUUACUAUGAAUCGCCAUAAUACCCAUACAUGUGAAGAGUCAAAAGUUCUGGAAUUAUUAGUGUAACUUUUGUUCAAACUGGAGUUAGCCUUUGCCUAUGGUUCCCAGUUAGUUUCAAGCUGUGAAGCUCCAGUAUACAGUGGUACCUCGCAAGACGAAUGCCUCGGAAGACGAAAAACUCACAAGACGAAAGAGUUUUUCGGUUUUUGAGUUGCUUCGCAAGACGGAUUUCCCUAUGAGCUUGCUUCGCAAGACGAAAAACGAAAAAACCGAAAACGUCUUGCAAGUUUGUUUCCUUUUUCUUAAAACCGUUAAUACCCAGGGUGACUUCGAGGAGCAACUCAUAGCACGCGGUGUGGUAGCCGUUUUUGAGGUUUUUGGUAUUUUUGAAGCUUUUCCAAAGCUUUUCCGACACCGUGCUUCGCAAGACGAAAAAUUCGCAAGACGAAAAAACUCGCAGAACGAAUUAAUUUCGUCUUGCGAGGCACCACUGUACUUGAAAACAGGCUGGAAGUGAAGAAAUCCCUUUACUACUGUAUUUGGGUGAAGCUGACAUGAAAACUGAAUUUCUCCCAUGGAUGGUACAAUGUUAGUUGUGCUGAACUCUCAUACCUUGACCCCUUGUUAAAAGAGAAAAACAAUAAUUAUUCCUUCCCAGUUAAUGAAGCAAGCCUGAAGAUCCUUAAAACCAAAUCAAGUCAAGCUCUCUGAAGUUGAAUGAAAAGCAGUAUGGAAUAAUGCUUGCAUUGCCACUUCCAAAGAUCAGCCUCAGAAGUGGCGUUGCAAGGUGGUUGCUAAGCAGAAUAGGACAUAUAUUUCUAAUUAUCAACCUCAGCAAUAUUAGUUUGCUGUGUUGCAUUGGUAGUGGCUACAAUAACUAUGUCUCCUGUGCUUGAUCUGUCCUUUGCAUUGCUCCAUAUUUAGGGAUGGUAUGUUUAUGUGUUGGCUGCUGGAGGUUAGAAAAUAUUGAUUCAUGAAAUCAUUCCUCAUACUCAUUAUAUUAGUAGGCUGUGUUGUAUGGCUGCUUUCUUUAGGGACUAUAUGAGCAUUAAGUUGCAUUGUGGAACUUUGCUUGAGAAUGGGUUUUCUUCAAAGAAAUAAGAGCUUUCUCUGUGAGAGAGGAUUUAUUAAGUUAUCUUAAAGUAAUUCACAUAGCUACUGCUUCUACAGGUUUAAGCAAACUUUCAAAAGACAUGAAUAACUUCUUUGUGUUUUGCUGACUUCUAGAGAACUGUCAGGGUUAGACUUCCAUUUGUCUUCUUUAUUUACCUUUGAAGGGUCAACAGCAGACACCUCCAGUUCAGCAGGCUGGGAUGGUGUCAACUGCCCCCCAGGGCAUGGGAUCAGGAGCACCAACUGCAGACCCAGAAAAGCGCAAGCUCAUUCAGCAGCAACUUGUUCUCCUCCUACAUGCUCACAAAUGUCAGCGGCGGGAACAAGCAAAUGGUGAGGUGCGGCAGUGCAACCUCCCUCACUGUCGAACCAUGAAGAAUGUCCUCAACCACAUGACACAUUGCCAGGCUGGAAAAUCUUGCCAGGGUAAGUAUAAAGUUUUUCAUCCCAUAGAAAUCUUUGGUCCUGUUCUUGUAAAGUCAAGUCAAGCCCCUCCGGAAAUGUUACCAUUGUGACAUUAGGAAGCUAAUACUGUCUGAAAAACAAUUUUGCAGUAAUUUGUGCUCACAAGUUACAAGGUCAGGAUGAGAGAUACAGAUACUGAAGUUUUAGCAAUCAACUUUGGCCUCCACUGUGCAAUAAGUAAUAAGAGAUCCAGACUGGGUGACCUAUUGCAAAGAGCAGAAAAGCCUUGAUCUGUACUUGGGUAAGAUAAUUUUCAAUCAACUAAGAUUUCCCUUGACCUAUCAGUCAAAAGAAGACUUAAGGGGAAAGUUUUCAAUUCUGGAGAUAUAGAUAUAGAUAUAUGCAGUCCAAUAUACUCAGAAGCAUGAGUCACACUGUACUCCAAGUAAUUGUGCGUAGAUUCUGUGCAUCAGUAGCACAUGUAUAGCUGGCUUAAAGAAAUUUAAAGUUUUAAGUGUAAAAUUGCUUUUUAACCCUCUUUUUAGUGGCUCACUGUGCAUCUUCACGACAAAUCAUAUCGCACUGGAAGAAUUGUACACGGCAUGACUGUCCUGUGUGUCUCCCUCUCAAGAAUGCUGGGGACAAAAGAAAUCAACAAUGUAAGUAUUCACUAAUUUAUUUCUUUUUAGGGCAUUACAGAUUUGCAGUAUCACUCCAUUUCUCAUAAUGUUUCUCCUAAUACUAUUAAUGGCUGGUGUGAGAGACAGCUGCAGGAUCAAGUUCCUACAGGACAAGCAGUGCUCCUGACAGCAGGGACCCUCGAUAUACAUGGACCCUCUACUCUGGCCUCACUAUCAUAUUGUGAUGGCAGUCUUGUCUGCAAAUACAGUAGGACGCAGCCAUAGCUGCCCAAGUUGUGGUAGGCAGCAGCCUCCAUGCUUAUCAGGUCAGCAACCGACACAGUUUAAUGCCCCAAACCUUAUUGGUGUGUUACUAAGGACUUUAUAAAAGGGUUGGUGUGUUUUAUGUUCAUUCUAGUCACUGUUUUUGAUUGUUUUCAUGUCUUCAUUUUUUCUAGCAUUACUAGGUGGUGCUGCAGUAGGACUUGGAAAUUCUGGCUCUGUAGGGGUUGGUCAGCAGACAACCCCCAACAUAAAUACUGCUAACCAGAUUGACCCCAGUUCGAUUGAGAGGGCUUAUGCUGCCCUUGGACUGACGUAUCAAGGGAAUCAGAUGCAGACGCAGACACAAGCUCAAGUGAAGAGCCAGCAGCAAGGACAGUCACCGCAGGGACUUCGCCCCAUGAAUCCUACAAGUAUGUUCUUAACUUCAUUUUUAAAAUGUAUAUCCCACCUUAUUUCAGAAGGCAGCUAACAACUCCAAAUCAUAGCAACAACAAUAAAAUAUGUAAUUCUGCAUUAAAACAAAAAUAUGACCAUCAGCACCUAAGCUACAAAUAUUCAAGUAUUUUACUAAAGGCAUUUGUGAAGUUUUGCAUCCAUUGGGAGAAUGGGUGAUAGUGAGGUGAGGCUUUGUACAUGGCAAAAGCAAGUUUUCAAGGUUUCAUUGUUCUCUAGUAUAACCAAAAAGUUGAACUCAGGGUAGUCUUAGUGAGGGGUUAUCUCAGUGAUUCCCAUUGAGUUCAUUUUUAAUUUGAUGAACAAAUUAAACACGCUGCAAUCUGAGACUCAGUUAAGGAAGCAAAAUCUGCCUCUGCCAUCAUAAGUGCUCCCUCCCCCCUUGAGCUGCUCCUACACAUUCAUAUGGAGGGAAAGAAGCCGUUUUGUAGUAGGGCCAAAAUCUGUUUUGCAGCAAUGAUAGCAGCAUGUGUACCCUAGAAUAUCUGGAAACAACUUAAGCACCCAAAGCAAUUAAUCUACAGUAGAGCAUAUUUUAAUUUUUUCUUUUUUUCGUUUGGCCUAGAUGCUAAUCCUAUGGGAGUGAAUGGAGGUGUUGGUGUUCAAGCCCAGAGUCUUCUACCUGAAUCAAUGUUGCAUCCAGCUAUGAAUUCUCAAAAGUAAGUUUAUUUUUAAUUGUAUAGAAAGCAACUUUUGGAAUAACACAUUGAGGAAAGAAUUCACAAAAGUGACAGAGCUACAAAAUAGUAACUUUGAACAAGAGGGAUUUUUACAAAAGGAAAAUAUUGUAUACCUUAAAAUUUUAUCUUUGACCUCUGAAUAAAGCUCUUUAUGAUAGAGAUGGCUUUUUUGUCUGCCUGAUCUAAAUCUGAGUUAGCAUAGAGAUACUCUGUCUUUUCUGCCAUAGGGCCUCCACAUUUACCUGAAAAACUUUUUUUGUAAAGGUUAUAGGUAAAGCAGUAGCUGCAUUGCUUUCAUAGUAGAUAUACAUGCGUCUCGUCACUGAAUUCUGUAGUGCUGCUACAUGCUCUUAGAUCGCCAGUUCUAUUUUGACUGGAAAGUGUUGGCAUUUAAAUGUUGUCAGUGAAGUAGUAUAGCACAUUCUACUAGUGAUACACAUGCUAUAUAGCACAUGUUUUGAACUAUGAUAUAUAAUAUGAAUAUAUAUCAUAUACUGGGCUAAAUAAUUCUGUUCCCCAAAAAGGUACAUGUUGUGAUUGGUAGAUAUUGUACAAAUUAAAGUUGGUUAUUGUGCAUAAUGUUGCUACUGCUCCUCAUUGCUUGGGACACAGGUCAAGUGAGGACACUGAAGCUUCAGCUCCUGACCACUGUAAAUUAUUGUUGGUUAAUAACAAGCACUCAGGACUUUCCAGAUGCAAGAAAUGGCAGCUAAUGUUCAAAAUUGUAUUUCUCCAUCUAUAAAGUGGAAAGUGAAUGAAUAUUGGAACUCACCUUAAUGUAGAGCCUUGCCUGAAAGAAGAGUGCAAUAUCAUCCAUAUGUAUUUUAGCACCAAUAGUGACUUGCUAUUCCUUGGCCCCAAGGUAUUAAGCCAUUAUUUAUUUACAGUUGUUUCUUUACAUAAAACAGUGUUUCAGAAGUUCAUAAGUGCGCGUGCGCGCGCGCGCACACACACACACAGAGAAAAGAAAUGUUUAUCCACCUAUGGCUGAGCAGGAAUCUGAGCAUGAGUAGGCCACUUUCAUAUACAAUUACUUGCGAUGUGUUUUCAUAUAAAGAAAGUCUCACUUAACGAGGUUUAUUGUGUCUUUGAUAAUCGCCUCUUUUUUUUUUUUUAAUAGUACCAUGAUGAAUGAAAAUGCCAAUGUUGCCAGUUUGGGAGCCAUGCCAACAGCAACACAUCCUUCUGGCAUUGGAAUUCGGAAACCAUGGCAUGAAGAUAUUACUCAGGACCUCAGAAAUCACCUUGUUCAUAAACUGUAAGUAUUGAUCACCAAAUCUUCUAGAUGAAAUAAUUGAAAUGGUGCAAUAAAAUUACUUAAACCUUCUAAAUGUAUCUGCUGCAUUCCUUCCAUAGGUGAUGGAUGUAACUAUUCACUUUGUUACCUCAUUAACUUUACAGUUACUGGUGUCCCUUGUAUGGGAGUUGUGGGAGACUGAGCAGGAGUCUAAAGAUCAGACAGAGUUAUUAAUGAAAGGAGAAAAUCAGCCUUAUGACCAAAGAUGGCAAUACUUCCGAUUUGCUGCCUAGCUCAUUUGGAAUCUCUACAUUGACCCAAAUGCCUAAAAGGGUGUUGUAGUUGGAAUUCAGAGGAAACAGCCAGUGGGGGCCAAGUAGUGUGAUCUGGUUCUAGCAUGUCAUCCGUGUUGUCCUGAGCUAGCUUUUUUUGUCAUUAGAGUUUAAUUUCUCAGUAAUUGUUUCCACACCCUGCUCCUGAAGACACAAGUCAUUUCCAGGGCUAAAUGGCAAUUCUGUGCAUGAUGUGAUGGGUGAGCAAACACACAGCAAUUGUAACUGUGCCCAAAUAAAUUAUCCUAGGUUACAAGCCAUUUUUCGGUACUUAGAACCUUUGCCACAUAAACUCCACCCCCCACCAAGGCAUCCAUAGGGUAAUUGAAAUGACUUCCAAUAAACCAAAGAGAGAUGAUCUUGAACAUGCCCAGAACAUUUUUCUAUACUGACUCAAUAAGGAAGAAGAAAUUAUUACUGGUUUCGACCAGGAGACAGACUCAUUGUGAUAGAUUUAUUUGGAAGAUUUUUAUUUAACAUCGCUGUUUUCCUCCAAAGUCGCAUACUUGGUGUAUUGUCCUCUAUCCAUCUCAGUUACAACAAUGACAGUGGCCUAGUUUGCAUGUCACAUUAAGCCAUAGUUAAACAGUGCUUUAAUAUGCUGAUGCACACCGCUCAAAACUUUCAUGUUGCUUCUCCCUUGCUUCUGCUGUGCUAAAGAUGAAGCAAAUCAGACUCUAGCUUGUCUGGAACAAACCUUGGUUUCAGUCCAUAGUCCGUUUGGACAAAAUGAUCCACAGGCUCGGGUUUGGCUGACAAGCCAGGUCGCUCUGGCUUAUUUUGUCCACAGUGUAACGUGAGUGUGUGUGGAAGGAGUGCCAUGAGAACUUUUGAGCAGCAUGUUUCUCUUUCACAUUAAAUUAUAAUUUGUUUUAAACUAUGGUUCAAUGUGAUACACACCAGGUUAGUGAGAAUUUGAAUUUACCUCCCCAGGCUAUAUGCAUUUUCCUUAUCACUGUUCCACUCAGGCUCUUAUGCAUCAACUAAUUGGAGUGCAAUAAGCUGGGGGAGACUUCAGGCUUUAACCGCCCCCCCAAAAAAACUAGAAGCUUAAGUUCUGCCAGCAAGAGCCAGAGGAACUAUUGGGUGGAUAUACUUAAAAUUCAGAAUCUCUUGAGGCUGAACACAUUAUCAGGCUAAUCACAAUUUUAGUACCAAAAAUUAGCUGACAACCCUUUCACAGAAAAAUCAAUUCCUGCUAACCCACUCCCUGCCCCCCAAGUUUUCUUUUGAGUACAGUAACCCAUUUUGCUACUGAUAAACUAUUUGGAGUCAAACCAUUGUGGAUCUUCAGCAAAUCAUCAAGAGAUCUACUUUAUGCCUACACAUGGAUUAAGGGGAAUGUAAUAAGUAGUCCAUGUAAUCUAGACCAGUUAUAGGCAAACUCAGCCCUCCAGAUGUUUUGGGACUACAACUCCCAUCAAAUCUAGCUAACAGGACCAGUAGUCAAGGAUGAUGGGAAUUGUAGUUCCAAAACAUCUGGAGGGCCGAGUUUGCCUAUGCCUGAUCUACACCAUUGCCAUUUCUUCAUGAUGGGGAAAAACAGUUGAAUUGAAAAGAAAAAGCCCAGGCUGUGUUUGCUAGCAUGCUUCAGGGGCUUGUUUAGUAGUGCUGUAGGUAACAGUGUUGCUCACACUGUUGAGUAAGGGACAGUUCUUAAUCAUAAUUCACAUAUUGCACUGAUUGGAUGAAGAUUGGUUUUGUUGUCUGUCUUCUGGCCCAGUCAAGACAUGUUCUAUUGAGACAAUAGAUGUUUCAGUGUGGCAAACUUUGGUUCUUAUUCAGACAUCAUAUUCAAAGAGCGUAUGAGUGGAAAGUAGCCUUUUGUUAGGAACGCCUGGACCUAGAACUGAGAACUUUUGGAUCUAUGCUCUGCUGCCCCUUGUGGUAAGACACUUCAUGUUGCAGAUUGAAAGGUUCAGAAGACUAUCAUUUCCUCUGAGGCUGUAGGGUGAUUCUACUGCAUCAGUCGCAUUCCCUGAAAUAACAAGGUUAUAAAAGCUUGUUUUGCCUUGAGAAACGGUUAUCAUGACUUUCUCUUUCUUCCUGCUGUACCAAGCUAUACUCUGCUGGAUUCUCUUCAAUUUCUUAUUCCAGGAUUUGUUCUGCCUGUGAGCUAGCAUCACAACAGCUAAUUUCAUAUUUGUACUGAACACCGAUUCCUAAUUAAGGCAUCUUAUGUUUUCUGGAUGUUGCAAGCUUUCAGUGAGUUGAAUUAGACAAUUUGUACCUCUUGGUCCAGUACAGCUACAGAAUUCCCAUCUAUGAUUGUUCUUGGCUUUUACCAGAAGUUGACAAAAAUUAAGAAUAACGUAAACUCUAGCUGUGGGCAUUAGAUUUUUGGAUCCAGAAGUUCAGGAGACAAAUAGUUGGUUCAAGGUUUCCCUCUAUAUUCUUGCAGAGUACAAGCCAUAUUUCCAACUCCUGACCCUGCAGCACUAAAAGAUAGGCGCAUGGCAAAUCUUGUUUCCUAUGCUCGGAAAGUAGAAGGCGACAUGUAUGAAUCAGCAAAUAGCAGGGUAAGUUAUUUUGUAAUUUUCUGGUAUCAAAGUAUUAAUUUAUAAAUUGAUUUGUCUUUUUGUCAUUUCUAUAAUAAUGUUGAUCAAAAGCCAGUCAUGUUCUUUUCCAUUGUAUGUAUAUAUAAUAAGUAUUUGGAAGGAAUGCUUCAGUAAUACUAAUGAAUCAUCAUUUGUAGCAAAUUCCAAUUUUCUCUGAAGCAAGUUCCAAGAAUUCAAACAUAUUCUAUUUUAGGAGUAGGAAACAUUUUAGGCUUUGCAAGCCAGAUCCCUAGUAGAUUCUAGCUUUGUGUCUACCCUCCUGUCAAUCACUGGAUGUCAGAAUGGCAUCAUUGCAAAGAGCCCUGCACAGUGCUUUAAAGUGUUUGAAGCUUUAGCUUUGUAGAGGCAAAGUCUGCUUUCCCUGCCAGGACACAGUCAGUGGCACCCUUUCAGGCUCAUAGUUGUGUAUCAACAGCUGCAUCUCUACCUACCCCACACCUGAUGUCAUAUAUGACAUACUUUGGGGGAAACUGCUUUGCAGGCCAAAUAUGAAACUGUGGUUUGGACUGUGGGCCAGAGGUUCCCCACUGCUGCUAUUUUCACCAAGAAACAAGCCAGAUUGGGGUGACAAAGCCCUGGUUCUGAGUAGUUCCUGCUAUACCUCAUAUAAAUAGGAUAGUAUUUAGCAAAUGUGAGGAAUGAAACCUGCUCUGACCAAGAAACUAGCCCCCAUUUCAGUAGUUCUCCUGGUUAUACUCCUUUGCUUUUGUCCAUUUACUCCAGUAAUGAAGUGCUGCAGUUGGGACAAUGUUGCCUUAUGGCCAAACCUGCCCACCAUGCCAGACAUUGGGUAUUUGCAUGCAAAGGGCAGACUCUGAGACCUUGUAUUCUGGGACCUAGUAGAGCGCUGUCUGUCAGUUGAAGCAGGAGGCAGAGGCUGAGUUCCAAAGCUACAAACAAAGAAUAUUAGCAAAAUAUCAUUCUGGUGUAGGCUCAUUCCAGUGAUGAGUUACUUGGAGUAAGGAGUAAACUUUUGAGGCUAGUAUUUUAAAGGGCCUGCUGACUAGAUACUUGUACUUGUGGUCAGCUGACUGAAUGCUCAGGCAACCUAGAACUGCAGCCUAGAUGAUGCCCUUGAAUUACGGAACACAAUCUGCCAGACUUGAAGUGUAAAUUGAACAGUUUUGCCAUAGGAAGUAAGGCACUGAAUCUUGAUUUCCUGGGCUUACAUGUACAAGACCACUCCCUGGUACUUCAAAGUAUCCUGGCCUCUACUGAUGGGGACCCCAGUCACAUUCUCCCCCCUCCCCCUUUCUAGGUCAGUACAGUAUGAAGGGCAACCUUCUAUGUGUGUAUACCAUCCAUCACAAGGAUCAGCAUUUUACUAGUAUGGAUUAAAAUGAAAUUCUAAUGAGAAUGUGGCCACUAUUUUCUGUGCAGGAAAAAAGAUUACAACUUAAUAUGGUGUAGCUGGAGGAUUCCUUCAGUCUCGGGCGGAUUGGAAAUAUACAUAUUGUAAGCUUUCCUUAUGUAUGCAUCUCAUAUACUUUUCUCAUUGCAGGCAGAGUACUACCACUUAUUAGCAGAGAAAAUUUAUAAGAUCCAGAAGGAACUGGAGGAAAAGAGGAGGACCAGGCUACAAAGGCAGAAUAUGAUACCAAAUGCCCCAGUCAUGCCACCAGCUCCUAUCAGUCAGGGGCCCAUGGGGCAGCCACAACCCGUGAUGACAGCAAGUAAGUGUUGUACCCUUACAAAGUUUGAUUUAACAAUAACAAUGAAUUUAACAACAUCAAUAGACAUUUGAAUCUAUUUGAUUCUUGGGCACUCAAGAAUUACAGGGGUGACAGUCAUCCUCCAGCUGGGUACAGAGGGAACUUAAUAACCCAUAUGAGCCUUCACCCCAUAUAGUUGUGUGAUUUGUUCAGAGCCCAGAAGUGCAUAGCGUGAAAACAUGGCAAAUUAGUUGUGUCUGUGUGAAAGGAGGCAUUGGGACAAGCAUGUGUGAAAACGGCUAACUCAUUAUCAGCAUUCUGAUAUAUCUCUAUAAUUGCAAUCAUUUGAUCAUUAAAACGAAUAGUUCUACACAAAUGACAUUACACCCUUUAAUCUCUCUUCAGUUAUAUAUAGUUCUGUUUAAGGUUUCCUUUGUUCUGCUUGUGAUACAUAAUCGUCAAUUUCAGGGAGGAUGCUUGGAGAACUGUGCAUGCUUUCACAUUCUGUUGAAAGUACCUUCAGAAUAAUGCCCUUCAUCCUGGCAUUUCAUUUCUAUAGAUACAUUUGGUUCUUGAAAAUAGAACUUGGUUGAUCAGCUGCUGAAUUUUAUAAAGAUAGUGCUGCUGUUAGGUUUUUAGCAUCCUAGAUGUAAAAGUUAAUAUUCCCCAAAUGCUGAAAUAUGUCCAAGAAUUUAAGAAUUAAAGUUCCCCUUACCCUAAACUGACUUUUUUUAAAAAUGAAAAUGUCUGAAUUCUUUAAUUUUGGUGUUCAACUACAUUACAGACGGUCCUCUUCCCGAUCCAUCUAUGAUUCGUGCCAAUGUGCCAAACCAGAUGGUGAAUCGAAUGCAGACACCAUCAGGUAAGAGUUCAGAAAAAGAGAGCUGAACAACUUGGCACUAUAGUAGGGACUUUUCAUUGUCUCUACCGCUUCCCAUGCCAGCUGCAGCAUGGUCCCCAACCUGACAGUGCUUCCACCCUAUUUGGCUCCCACUUCGGUGCUGCCAGGGCAUGCCACCACCAUCAGUUAUUCACCUUCCUCCAGAUAUGUUUCCUGCAUGGCAUGCUUUGGAAUGGGUGCUGAGCUAGUGCUUAGCAGCUGCCUGCCAAUGUAAAUUGCCCCAAAUGCUAUGCUUGACAUUGCCCAUCAUGCAGUGUCCAACAUCAUUCUAAAAUGUCAAGCCACCACAAGCAGAUCAGAGCUGAGCACUGAGUUGGCAUAGAUUCCAAAGUGCUGGCACAUGUUGGGUCAGUAUGUCCAGAUGUGAGAGGCCGACAGCAGCAUUGGGCAGGACAUGGCAGUGGAAUGGCAGGACACAGCAGCAGCAAUGUCAGUUGCCAAAAUCUUUCCACAUACUUUACAGUGUCUCUAAGAGCCACCAUUUUCUUUUUAUUGCAACAGGCCAUGUCCAUAUGUAAUCAUUUUCCCCAAGCUGUGUUUUCUUGAUUUUUCUGCAUUUCUGGUACAUUUUCCUCUCUUGAUUUGUUUCAGAAUGUCUGUGCCGUAAGUGUCUCUUUCCAGUGCCAUGAUAAAGUUCCUAUUUGCCUUUGCUUCCUGUCUCUAUUCAUUUUAACUUCAAGCUUCACACUCCCUUGUGUCUCCUUAUUCUCUUGCACACAGUCCUGAUACUGGUUUGUCCCUGACAUCUUCCUCCUCCUUUCUUGCCUAUUUAAAAGAUUCCCAUCCUUCUCUGAUUCUUACAAAUUUAACUUUUUGUGUGGCAUAGUAUAAAUAUUCUGAUGAACUCACCAAUCUUGUUUAAACAUGUAAACUUCCAGGAAUGAAUCAGUUUGGCCAGAUGACCAUGCAAAUGCAGUCAGUUGGACCCCGGCAAACUCCUCCCCUUCAGCACCCUGGACAGCUAAGCCAGACGGGGACCAUGAACCAGGUUGGUUGACUUUGCUUUCCAUUGUUGGCUGCUGUGCCCAAACUAUAUAGGUGCUGUUUGACUCAGGUCCUGUUCAGAGUAGACCUGUUGAAAUUAAGAGAUCUAACUUGGUCAUGUUUGUUAAUUUUGGUGGAUCUACCUUGAAUACCACCCUAUGUAUUUAAAUGUGUUGGUAGUCCACUCUCUAAAUAGGGAGUACUGUUCAUAUUUUAACCAGUUAUGUUAACUAAGUUAGACCUGCAACAUGCUUCAAAUAAUGAAUUUUAUUGGGCUACUGGGCUGAGAAUCCAGAGGCAGUACCAUUUAAGUCUCUGGCCAUGAUAGUCCCUGGCAACUUAUCUGAUAAGAGGGUAUCAAUAAAUUUGCUAUGUUAAUGUCUGGAAGUACUAUGUCAUUCUUAACAUUGACUAUUAGCUUGAUACAAUGUUUUAUUCAUUCAUAAUAAAUACUUUGUUACAGAUGGGAUUUUCCCCACGUAUGCAACAAGGGGUGUCACAACCUUCCAAUCAAAGUCAGUUCCUUCAGCAGACCCAGUAUCCUACAUUGUCUCCUGGAAUGAAUCCAACAAGCACGCCUAUGACUCAACCUGGCAAUCAGACUCCCACGUCUCAAGUAUGUUGAGAGAAGUUCUGUUGGCAGGCUCUUUGGAUGUGGAUUUGUUUGUGUGUGGUAGACCUGAAUGAAUGAUAAAAAGGGAGCAAAAUUAUUAAUACAAGCCAGUUACUGGCACUACUGAUUAUCUAGUGAGGACCAUCUUUCAGGCAAGCGUUCUUCGUACUUAUCCUUAAGUUCUCUGUGCACUGUCUUCCAUUUUACUCACAUUCUCAUUGGUUGGCAAGUAGUUCUACAGGAGUGCCACUGAGUGGAAGAAGGAGGAGGAUGGGCCAAAGCUCCAUCCAUUCUCCCAUGUGAACUGCCUGCAAGUCACACCACUCCCUCCACAUCCUUUUCUCCUUUGUGUUCCAAACUGAGGGAGCAGGAGCUGAUGGAGACUAGAUCUGCCCCUGGGACUUUCAGUUGUUGAUACCCAAAAUAGUUUAUUCAGAUACUGACAAUUCUUUUUUUCAACAGGCACAAAUGACCAGCUCUUCCUGUCCUGUGACUUCUCCAGUAGUGGCGCCAGGUUCUCAAGGGAGUCAUAUUCAUUGCCCUCCUAUUCCACAGUCUACUUUACAUCGAAACUCUCCUUCUCCAGUACCAAGUCGUACUCCCACACCUCACCAUACACCCCCAGGACUGGUAUCCCAGCAGCAGCAGCAGCAGCAGCAGCAACCAGCACCACCACAGGCAACAAUUGCGUCUGCUCCUGCCACUGUUCCUCAAGCGAUGCCACCUGGACCACCGUCACAAACUAUGCACCCCCCACAGAGGCAGACCCCAACACCUCCCCAGGCUCAGCUGACUCCGCAAGUGCAGCCUCCAGUUUCUGUUACCCCUUCUGCAGAGCAGCAGCUGCCACAGCAACCUCUUUCGCAACAGAGCACGACUGCAUCUGUGCCCACCCCUACAGCAGCACUGCAGCCUCAGCAUCCUACAACACCCGUAAGGAAGUUUAAGUUUUCUAGGGCUAUUAAGAGUGAAAGUCCAACCUUGGGCAAAAUCUUUUUAGGUUGUUAUAUACAGUAUCAAAGGCUAAAAGGUUUCUGCUGUCUCAAUAGCAUGCAUUGCAUGAAGGUAUAGAACAGUAUGCUUUACUUUGGAAUGCAUGCUGUCUUUUGUAUAGCAGAGUUUCAAAGAAUUAAUUCAGCUACAGAUGUCUGAUAAAAAUAUGUGUGUGUGAUUUCUGGGGAGGAAGGUGCAGAAAGUGGUAUAGCUAGACAUAAUUCCGUCGUGGGCUAGUGUUAAGAUAUUGGGAUUUUUUUGUGUAGCACCUCUUCUUAUUGAGAUGCACAUGGCAUAAGUUGCUUAAGAUACCAUCUAGCUUAGAAGCACAAAAUAAAGCAAAGAAUACAAUUGCUGCAAAACUGUGUAGCACUACUUAACAUGUAGCUUUACUAGUUUUGUUGCUUUCAUUCUGUAGCUUUCACAUCCAGGUGCAAACAUUGAUGGGCAAGUAUCAAACCCACCAUCCACCAACAGUGCAGAUGUGAACUCUCAACAGGCUGCUCCUGAACAGCAGCAGCAGCAGCCUUUGCCUGAAAUUAAAAUGGAGAUUAAAAUGGAAGAGGAGGAGUCAGAACAAACAGAUCUUCAAAUGGAGGAGAAGCCAGAGGUGAGAGUGUGGCAUGCACACUGGAUAUGCCUAGGAAUUCAUUCAUUUGAUCACAUCUGGAUCUUUUUCUUCCAAGAAGAACAGGAGGGAUACGGGAAAGGGGGGCUGCAAUAUAUCCACUCAACCCUAUGAAGUAGAUUAGGCUGAAAAGAGAGUAAGUGGCUCAAGGUCGCCCUGUAAAUGUCAUGGAUUUUAGCCCAGGUCUACCCAAAUUGGUACUUUAUCUACUAUACCAGUCUGACUUGCUGAUUAGGAAAGUCAAUGCACUAAUUUUUAAAACAUUUCAGCUUUGUUUUUUUGAUCCAGAUCUCCUGUCUCUGUAGUCUCUGAUGCAUGAUACAAGCGGGGUUAGAAGUUUUCUCUCAAGUGAUGACCAAGCAGUUUAAUUAGUAGCACUUGUGUGGGCAACAGUUUCUGGCCAGCUGGUCAGACCCAUCCUGUGGACCCAUCCUGUGGUCCAUUUUAACAGGUGGGUGGGGUCACCUGAUGUCUCAUUGACACACACUCUUUUUGGUGCAAAAACUCAUUGUGACAUCAGAUGACCCAGACUAAAAAAAAUGUUUUAUGGUUAUAGCGCAAGCCACACCUGCAGAGAACAAUAAUUUAUCUGUGGCUUCUUUUCAUGCUGGUGGUGAAAUAUUUGGCUUUCUGGAAGUGCUGAUCCCAGUGGCCUUGCUGUAAAUUCAUCUGCACUAUUAAUUUGACAGCACUUGUGUGUGUUGUGAAGCACUCUCGGGAUACUUUCCCUGCAUGUUCCGCCUGGCCUUUGGUUUGGACUCGGUCUGACCCUUAUGUUUCCCUCCCCUUAUGGUCUUGAUUUAUCAGCUAUUUUAAAAUGAGGCUGCAUUUAAAAUUUUAUUUUAACCUGUAUUUUAAAUUGGUUCCCCCCCCCCCUCUUUUUCCCCUAUUAUGUUUUUACUGUGGUUUUAUUGGUGUUAGCCGCCCUGAGCCCGGCUCUGGCCGGGGAGGGCGGGAUAUAAAUAAAAUUUAUUAUUGUUGUUGUUGUUAUUAUUAUUAUUAUUAUAUGUGGGGAAGUGUGUGUGUCUGUCUGUCUGUCUCUCUCUCUCUGCGGCCCCUUCGGCGCUUCUCUCCCGGGCAUUGGAGAACAAGAGAAAAGCAGAGAGGAAACAGACAGACAGACACAGACAGAGGACUCAGCGUGGGACUCAGGAAAACCCGGAGCUGGCUGACCGACCCAUUCACCAGGGAAGCUGGAGUUGCUCUGUUGGGUUGGGCUUUGGGUGGGCAGGAAGGAGAACUGAGGCUCAUUGGCUUCGCAGCGUGCAGGCAGCAAGGUCUCCUGUUGUGAGGUGUCUUCAAGGAGCAGCUUGCCUCCACCCCUUCACUUCCAGCCCCUCUUCAUGACAUUCACUCCUUCUGCGCCUCGCCCGCCCUCUCACUGGCUCUCCCUCUUCCCCACCCGGUCCGCGCCCUCCAGCACAGGCGAAAGAGAGUUCAAAAAAAGGAGGAGGGAAAGGCAGGGAAAUCAGGCUUAUGCAAAAGCCAGGCAGAAGCAUCCUGAUGUGGCACAUUGCAAAGCUGCCCCCUCUCCCGUGUGUGUGUUUUGCUUCGCGCAAGCGUGGCCCAGCGUAGCUCUCCCCUCCUUGGCGUCGGAGGGCAGGCUCCUCCACCCCCACCCUGCUCUGCAUCAUGGAUCUUGAAAACAGCAGCACAGCCCAAGCCUGCUGUUUGUCCUCAAGGGUAAGAGACAGACCCUUCUGUUUAUCGAUGGCUAGCUGAGCUGUCGCUCCCCGCCAAAAUAAAAUAUAAAAAUCCAAACCUGCUUCAGAUCCAAACCCACACCACCACAACCCUCUGUCUCCAUGCUUCCUUACCCAGCGCCCUGUCUGUUUUAAAUUGCAGCGUGGGGGUGGGGCUGGUUGGCCGGCACACAACUCUCCCUGACACUGCUGAGGGCAGUGCGCGUCUUAGGGAGCGUUUCCCACCCGCAUUGGCAUGGGGGGAGCGGCUGUCCCUUUGCCAACCCCUAGCAAUGGCCCUGCUAGGGCUAUGGCGCACGUGCCAUCAGAGAGGGCUCUGAGUGCCCACUCUGGCAUGCAUGCCAUAGGUUCGCCGCCACUGUAAUGGAGUACAUACAGUGUCACCCAGCUGCUUUCUUCAUUAUUAUUCUUGAAGGUGUGAUCAUUUGUUAUUAUUGUUAUUAUUAUUAUUUGUUCUUUGCUCAUAAACGUCUUCCUGCUUUUCCAGGUUAAGGUAGAAUCCAUGUCUGAGGAAUGCAAAUCUGAAUCAACAGAGCAAGAAGAGAAAAAACCAGAAGUGAAGCAAGAAGUGAAGGAAGAGGAGGAAAGACCUAGUACUCCAGGUACUCAGUCUUCACCAGCUUCAGGACAGUCAAAGAGGAAAAGUAAGUUUAUUGUUUCUUUUCAGCUACUUAGAGAACCUGUGUAGUUUUCUUAAGUUUGAGACUUGAACUUCACACGUUAACAUUUUGGUAAUAGGACAUCCAUAGAAGGAUGUGCCUUAUCUAACGAAACACUGGUUAGGAGGCAGGCCUAUGAAAUUUAACUAUUAGCCAAACUUUACAUUUACUGUGCACAUUAGUUCUUGAGUAAAAUAUUUUUAAUUCCUACUGUUGUUCCGUAUCAGAUUCCUGUUCUGACUAUUGUAAAUUAGUCAAUGCCUAACACUUCACCAUUGGAUGAGUGGGGAAACUGGAAAUGAAGCAUUGUCUUGAUGUUAAUCAGAUUUCUAAUUUUCUUGGUUAAUUUAAUGUUAUGUGUCUCCUUUCACAAGUUUUCAAGCCAGAAGAGUUGAGGCAGGCACUUAUGCCAACUUUGGAGGCACUUUACCGUCAGGACCCAGAGUCCCUUCCCUUCCGACAGCCUGUGGAUCCCCAACUACUAGGAAUUCCUGUAAGUGUAUUGAAAAGAAACAUUUAUCUCAAUGCAUAACCACUUUUCCAGGGCUUUGGUGUGUAACAACAAAAUCUUGUAGCUCCAUCUUUUUCCUUUUUCUUUUUUUCAGAUUAGUCUCCUUCAGAGCAAAGUUGUCUUCUGUAUUGGGCAUUUUUAAAUUUGUCUGACUGAAAGCAAAUUUCUUACCCAUUACUUUCUGAGAUGGGGCUUCAGGCUUUUGUAGAUGAGAUAAGCAAAGACAUUCCAGGUCAGCAUCCAAGGGUUCAGAAUUCUUAUUUAUUUAUUUUUCAGGAUUACUUUGAUAUAGUAAAGAACCCCAUGGAUCUUUCUACAAUCAAGAGGAAGCUUGACACAGGACAGUACCAGGAGCCCUGGCAGUAUGUCGAUGAUAUUUGGCUCAUGUUCAACAAUGCCUGGCUUUACAACCGCAAAACAUCUAGAGUAUAUAAGUACUGUUCCAAGCUGGCAGAGGUGUUUGAGCAGGAAAUUGAUCCAGUUAUGCAGAGCCUUGGCUAUUGUUGUGGACGAAAGGUAAGGAGAGUCAUCUUCAGCUGAAUUUCAGGAAAUUACUCAAACACUUCAAUGUUUAAUUUUAAGGAUCCCUUAAGUCUGUUUUGAAUGCUAAUAUAGAAAUCAAGUAUGGUGAACUAUUUUAGGAUUGUCUUAAAUUGUGUUCCGUACUUACUCCAGAGUCUUAAUGUUCAUCAUUAAAUACAACAUUCAGUUGUUUUCCUACUGCAUGUAAGCAAUAAAGCAGAUGGUCCUCCAAGGCUAAGAAGUUUAUUGUUCCUAGUCUACCCCUACAUGUAGUUGUGUACAAAAUAUUUUGAUGGCAAGGUUUUCUUUGGAGUAAACAGCAUUCCGAAUGGAUAAAACUACUGCCGAUUAAAUCUUAUGUUGUACAGGAAUCGUCAUUAGCACCGCAAAAUUUGUAGGUUGUGCUCUGAUUCCAGGAGCUUGGGGUGGGGCGGACAGUGUUGAUAUUGAACUACCACCACUGAAUCUAUAAUACUUCAUGAAUACUUAUAAACAAAAACCUGAGGUUUCUGUGCAAUCCCAGGUAUGGGCUUUCUGCCACUUCAGGACAGUGUCUGGAACCUUCUAGAGCUUAUCCAUUAGGAAAAUUUGGAGCCCAGCCUGCCCUCUGGAGAUAGUGUACAUGCCGUCAUUGGGUGGGAUCUGUGCAGUCGCUGCUUUUGGGUUACCAAUGUUUUAGCAGCUUUUGAAACUUUGCUUUAAAAUGUCUUAUUUCUUGGAUACCUUUAAGCAACCUGCGUUCCUCUCUCUUUUCAGUUGGAGUUUUCACCACAGACUUUAUGUUGCUAUGGCAAACAGUUAUGCACAAUCCCACGAGAUGCUACAUAUUACAGUUACCAAAACAGGUAAGAAAAUGCUUGGGUACAGCAUUGCACCUGCUGUGAAAAAUUAUAUUAGAUAUAGGCAGGCAUGCACUUAUAUUUGUAGCAUACUCAGCAGAUUACUUCCCAUGCAAGCCAAGUGCCUCGUUGCAUCAAUUGACUUUUACUUCCUGUUUCAGAAAUUAGGAUGUUAAUAUAAACUCUCCAUAUGCUUUAGAUAAGUUCAAAGCUUUUGCAAGUAAAACCAUCAUUUUUUCCUCUGUAUGAAACAGUGCACAGAAAAGCAUGCAUGUUUGCAUCUUGAGUUCACUGCAUCUAACAUUCAGUCUUGUCCUAAGGGAGACAUAUUUCCUGUUUUAGAUCACAGUUAUUUCAACCAAAGCUGUAGUUGUAAAGCUGUGUUUUGUUUAAGCCGCGUGAAAAGCAGGGUGCCUGCAAGGUCAGGGAGGGGCUGACUUCACUCUGCCAUGGCCUCUUACAGUCUCUGUCAGCUAGAAUUUCUAUGGUAGUAGCGCUCCUGUGUGUGUGCUUGGGAUCUCUUAACUAUUGAGGCAUAACUGUCAAGUGUUCCUGAGUAUGUACUCUUGUUUAAGAAGCUAAAUCUUGCACCGCAUCAGACCAAGAUCUACCUGGUCCAGCAUCUUUUAUGGGAAUUUCAGUAAACCAGCAACUUCUCUGUACUCCAUUGGAUCUGCAGCCUUCAGUUUGUUCUCGAUAGCUCUUUUCUGAAGUGGAAAUUAACUGAGGAGUGAACUCUGGAGUUGUUUGAUUAAAUAAGCAUCACCGUGCAUCUUAAUUUUACCACCUGCAUGAUGAUGGCAGUCUUUCUGAAGACUUGCUUUCUGUGAUAGCACGGUUCUAUGUUCUGCUUUGGGGUCGGAAAACAUCUGAUAGGAAAAACUGUGUUUGGAGCUCUUUAAGGGAGGAAGCAAAACUGAGAACACAACUUUUUCACGUUUUUUGGCAGGCGUAUUGCUGCAAAUCAUGCUUUGGGUGGGUUGCUGAAGUAGAUAACUAGUUCUUUAACAAAUCUAAAGCUAAGCUUUCAUUUAUUUCUAUAACUUUACAGCUUCAUGCCAUAAGUCAUUUUUAUCACAAAUGCCCACUUGAGUAAAGAAAUCAUCAUAUGUAUACAUAUGAGCUGGGAUCCAAAGAACUGCUGUAGGUGUGUACAUGGGCUAGGGCAUUGCUACUGGAUUUUUUUACCUUUAAUCAUCAGACUGUCAUGCCAUAUCACAGCUUUUGAAAUUAAGAGGAGUUUCAAAAUCAAUGUGGAAUGGAAGGUUGCUGUCCAAAACAUGCAAGGCAAAGCCCCCCCACCCAGCAGAUAACACUAAGUGGUUCUUUGGACACUGGUCUUUUGAAUGUCCAAAUCAAUGUUUGUCAUUGUAUCAGUGUAAUAAAUAAACUAACCUGUUAUAGAUAGGAAACAUAGGUGGUGAAGAAGUGAUCCGUUCCUUAGCAAUUACAUUUCCUCUAAUGUUGGUUUUGCUUUGCUUUAUAAUACUGUCACAGUUUUGUUUUUUGUUUUUGUUUCUUUUUGUUGUAUGUUUGCACUCAAAUUAACUUGCUUAGCAAUGGAAAGGCUGCAGUUUCUGUGCGCUCUUGAGGGUAAAAAAACAUCUUGAGUAAAGCAUUCAACAUUAAUUUAGAUGAAGAUGAAAUCCUUUUAAUAUGUCAAUUAUACAUCAAUUUGGAGGCAUGGAACAUCAGUACGUCACAUAUUAAGAACAUACAUAUGCAUGGCUGAUUGUCAGAUGCCUUAAAGCACCUGUCAUUUUGGCAGAUCAUGAACAAUUGCAUAGAAAUUGUUUUGGGGAUGGUUACUGCUGCUUUAAACAGAUGUUGCAAACAAAAAAUGCUUUGAGGGGAAGGACUGGCCUGUCAACAUUUGAGCAUUCUCAAGAUGGAUUGUUUUCACCCCUUUCCAGCCCUCUCCUGGCAGAUGUUCUUGUGAAAAGAGUUGCUACCCUGAUGCAGAUGUCAGAGCAGCAAUUGCUCUUACCCUUUCUUCAUUUUGAUUCUCUGCUUUAUUGUAGCAUUGAUUAUUGAAAUGAGGAGGGCAUGGGCAUACUAAAAUGGAAUACUCUUUUUAUUUGCUAUAAUUUGCUGCUUGUGAUCCCAUUUGAGAGAUUUAAUGCUAAUCUGUGCUUUGCCUUGGCUUUCUGCUUUGUGUUGUCCUGUCUUGCUUCUGUGUUUUUGUUUUUCGUCCUGCAAAUCCCUAUUUCUUUGUUCGUGUGUGUGUGUUGUUUUUUUAUUUCUCCUUCAUGCUUGUCGUUGUCUGCACUUGGCUUUGAUUGCAAAAAAACCAACCCAAACAAAAAAACAAAACCAAACACAAACUCUGGGUCCCAUAAAUCUUCAUCAUUGAAUGUCCCUGUCGCCGUUGAUGACCUGCUCUCUGCUCCCGCCCCCCUCCUUGGCCUGCUGUGAUUGGUGGCUCCGUUGCUUGGCUUGGGCUGUGUUGUGUGGACGGAACAGUUCACCCAAAUAUGGCCUUCUUGCCGACAGGUAUCAUUUCUGUGAGAAGUGCUUCAAUGAAAUCCAAGGAGAGAGCGUUUCUUUGGGGGACGACCCAUCACAGCCUCAAACGUGAGUAGCUAUCUCCUUUCUAAUUAUUUUUAAAUUUCUUACAACAUUUAUCAUAGCAUUAGUCAAUCUCAUACUCUAAAUACUAUUAAACAAUUUACAUCAAAUUUAUGGUAAAAUUCCUUAUUUAAUGCUGAGGCCUUGUGCAAUUAUGGGAGGAACAGAGGACAGGAAUAUUAUUUGAAAACAAGACAAACCUUAUGUUUCAGAAUGAGCUUUAGCUUUUAAAACACAUUCAUAUUUUGGUGAGAAUAUGAAAAACCACUUUUGAAAAGUAGAAGCAUUCUUCCAGUUUAUAUGCUAGAUUAUUUUAAAGACCUAAUGUUUAAGAAUUCCAGUCCCACCUGAGCCUGCAAAAUUUUUUGUUGCUUCUGCUUGUAGAAAAGAGACUUCACAGCUUGCUUUAACUUUUAACUAUUUUGUGCAUGUGCAUACACACAUACGCACCAUGACUACCUUUAACCUGUUGAGCAGGAGAUCCAGUAAGGAAUUGUUCAGGCAGGUACCUAACUGAAAGCAGGCCUAAAUUUGAAAACACGGGUGACAGAUUUUCCUGCUCAAAAUAGGGUUAUGUUGGAGCAGAGUGUUCAUAGGAAUUGUUUGCUGGAGGUUGCAACCAUGUUCUGACACUUAGAAUAUUUAUGUGCCUUUACAUAUUGGCCAUAUUUGAACGCCACAUCCUCUUCUCCUUAGGCACAGCUACAAGGAUGAGAUGAGAACUGCAUGUUGUCCGAACCCUAAACUGUGACUAACCUUAACUAUGGCUUGCAACAACUCAACUUCAAACCAUGUGUUAUGAAGCGUGCUUGUUUCAAACAACCCAUAGUUAAUGCUAGCCACAGUUUAAGUUAAGUUCAGAUGACAUGAUGUUGCGGUUAAUCUAAACCAGAAGUGGAACCAUUGGAACUCUCAGGAGGGGAGUGCACAAGCUCAAGGCUUGUUGUGGCUCACUCUUGUCAUGCUGAUGUGUGACUUGUCGUGAAAUCUGGACUGGGUCAAUGUGUAAGGCUCCCUUGCUUCAACUUCAAUAUUUGUAAUGUUGUUCUGAUAGUUCCAUAAUAUGUGAAAUAGAUUACUUAAUUGCAGUAAGUGGGGGACUUUUGCCUGAUGGAUUCUGGUUAUAUGUGAAAAUAUAUAAACAGGGAAGGUUUUAGAAGCAGGAAAGAGCCUGAUGCCGAGGAUUAAACAAGAAGCGCCUGGAAGGAGACUUAGCUAAAUACUUAGUCUUCAGUCAUGUCCACCACUAAUUUAACCUACAGGAGAAAAUAUGUAGUAGAUUUUUGGAGAAUAAGUGCCUAAAAUGUUUUUAAAUACACUUUUAAUGAUAAAAUACAUUGGAUCUCAAGAGACAAAAUUUUAAGUCUGGUUGGAUUCUGAGGCAGCAAAUGUCUUCCAGAAAAGGAAAGUUUCCUAACCUUCAAAAAGUGAAAGGGAGCUAGCCAGGAAAAGCUUCUCUAGGCAACAAUUUCAUAACUGGAACAUCACCACCAAGAACAUCCUAGAUGUCCAGAUUUUUCCUCUAGUCCAAGAGCACUCUUUGAAAUCUGAGAAACUGUUGUAGGCACUACAAACUAUCCUUUCAUAUCCAGGCCAAGUUCAAGGCGUUACUAUUGAUAUAUUAAUACAAAGCCCUCAACAGCUUGGGAUCCAUUUACUUGUGAGAUCACCUUACGUCAUUGUAUGCACAUUUGAUCUUUGAACAUUUUAAAAUACCUAUUUUAACUUUGUUUUGUUGAUAUUACAUUAACAUUAUAUCUUGUAAACCACUUAGAGGUUUAUUACAAUCAAGCAGUAUAUAAACUUUGUUAAAUAAACAUCACAGAAGGUUAACAUGUAAUGCACACACAUACCAAAGCUGGCAGAAUACCUCUCCGCCACCAAAAAUAAAAAUAAAAAAUUGCCACUCCCCUGCCCUUCCCCAAACUUGCCAUUUAUUCAUUUUGUAUACUGCCCUUCAUCCACAGAUCUCGGGGCAGUUAGUUCACAACAUUAAAUUACAAUAUAAAAACCAAAAAAUACAUAGUAAAAAAGAACAACAACAACUUAUAGUGAAGGGAUUUGAGAAGUGGGGUCCCUAAGAAUUUGGGUUAGUACUGGUGCUUUUUAAUUUGUUCAUAAAUCACCUGAAAUUAAGCACGAGCAGUAUAUUAGCCAGUUUUACUGAUGAUACUGAAUUGUUAGGGUGGUAAAACCAAAAGAGUAUUGUGAGGAGCUCCAAAAGAAUCCAAACUGGAUGAAUGGGCAUUAAAAUAGCAAAUGCUGUUCAGUGUAAGCAAGUAUGAAGUAAUGUGCAACAGGGAAAAGCAUCCUAACUUCACAUAUAUGCUUAUAGAGUCUAACCUGAUGGUUACUCAUCAGGAAUGAAAAAAGUUGUCAUUGGUAGCACAGUGAAAAUGUUGACUUAUUGUGUGGCAGCUGUGCAAAAGGCAAAUUCCAUGUUUGGGAUCUUUGGUAAAGAGACUGGGGAAAACUCUCUAAAUAUCACAAUGCAAUUAUAUAUAUUUGUAGAGUGACCACAAAAAGGGGGGGCAGGGGGUCUUGGCUUGUACCAAGGUGGGUGCCUGGGGGCAAUGUGAUGCUUUCAGGUGUCACACUGGGGACCCCAGUCUAUAUCUUACAGCUGCUGUCCAUACCUCUUUGAGAGGAUACAGUAAUAGCACCACCUCCCAAAAUUUCAGUUCCAUAUGGGGUACCUAUGGUAUUCCUUCAUGUUAUGAGGGCCCAGAUCAGUUAAGGCCUUAAAAGCGGAAACCAGAAAUUUGAGUUGUGGUUGGAAACAAACCAGUAAUCAAAGUGUAGCAUAAUUCUUAUGGCCAGCAAAAGUCUGCUACAUUCUGGAUCAACUUCUGAAAAAAAUUCUAAAGCAGCUUUAUAGACUGCACACUGCAGUAGUUCAGUGGUAGAAGUUACAAAAGCAUGUGCUACAACAGUUAACAAUAAUUUCCUAACCUAAUUUAAUUAGUUUGAUAUUGUUCUAAAAGGGUGCUUUUCAACAAAGCCUCUCUGGAAUGGCUUACCAUAGUAGAAAAGAAUGAAAUAGCCAGCAACAUUGUGAUAAGCAAAAUCAUGUAUCUGAUGAAAUGGGCUCUGGUCCAUGAAAGCACAUGCCAUAAUAAAAUGUGUUGGUCUUUAACAUGCCACAAGACUGUUAAUUUUGCUGUAACAGACUAACAUGGCUACUACCUGUCUGGUAACAAUAAACCCAAGAAAGCAGCAAGGGGGGGGAAAUAUGACAGUCACUAAAAUAAUAGAUCAGACUGCAGCAGCAAUUUGAUUAAAAGCCUUGGUAAAAAGGAAAUUGAGCUGAAUCAAGGUAGAAGUAACUGCCAUAUUUAUGUCUAGAGAGACUAUUCAAAGACAAAGCACCAUCACUGAAUAGAUGCUCUCACUAAAAGAGUUGAGGGCACCUGGAAAAGGGUGUUGGAAGGUGGACUGGUGCAUAUAACAAAAGUUGGUCCUUCUUAAGUACUCUAGUGUCAAGCUGUUCAGGGCUUUAAGGGUAUAAAAAUGACACUUUGCAUUGAACUUGGAAAUGUUGGUUAACUUUGUAGAACUAUUAAUACUGCAGAGGUGCUGAAACUAGUGUGUCCUGCUUAACAGUUUAUCGGUUGUGUUUGGAACCAGAUGAAGUUUCUUAACCAGUUUUAAAGGCAACCCCAUAUACAACAUAUAACAGUAGUCAAACUCUGAAAUUUCCAGAGGGUGGAAAACUAUGUCUAGGCUAUCAUAGUAAAAGCAAGUAUUACAGCUGAGAGAAGAUAAGGAGGUCUCACUAACCCAAAAGCUAGUCAUAAGUUGUAUAUUAAUAAAUGUCAGUCUUUAAAGAUGAUGUGUUUUAUAAAAUGGGGUUUCAUGAUACGUCAAACUGUAGAAUGUGUUUAAAUAGUACGUUCUGUACUUCCUAGUAGCCUCUUUGUGCUUGUCUGCUCCCCAAUCUGUGAUGGAGGGUUGAAUUUGGAUGGUUAGAAGCUGCAUGGUGACUGCAUGGUUCCUGUACCUAGUGAGGAAGAAAUUAUCUGUAGCUUCUGAUGACAGUGCUAAGCCCUAAGACUUUCUGGAUUUUUAAGCAUUUGCAGAGGGGGAGGAGUGCUUAAGUGUGUGGUCACAGGUUAUGAAUGGCAACUCCGGUGUCUUAAAAGCUUUUAAGUAGCCACUACAUUGCCCUAGAUAUUUGAAUUCACCUGUAGUUUUCCUUCCUCUCAAAAUUUUUAAUUCUUAAGAAGCAGAAUGCAUAUGGAGUCCUAUUGGGCUAUGUAGCAGGGUUUCCUGUAGGUGCUAGGAAGAUUUUUUAUUAUUAUUAUGAGCAGCUACUUAUUUUUGUUACAACUGUGAUUAUCAAUUUUUCUCCUCAGCACAAUAAAUAAAGACCAGUUUUCUAAAAGGAAAAAUGAUACACUGGACCCUGAACAGUAAGUCAUGCUUGAGCAGCUCAAAUCACUUGUCAUUUUAAAAAUGAAAGUUUUUUUCACCAUUUAUUCAUUUAUUUAUUUUUGCAGGGGGGUGGGAGGGGUGAGUGGAAGGCUUUAGCAUUAUUCUCUUAGUUUAUCACCUGCAAUAUUGAUGAUGUGUUGUACCUUAAGAAAGCAAAUAUUUGCCUGCCUAAGUAUAGCCACAUAAUCUGAGUUUGGGGUAGAAAAGCCUUUGAUUACUUUAGUCAAUAUUACAAAUUUAUAUUGAAUAUAUUUGUUCUGAAGUAUAAAAAAUUGACUUCACUUUUUCAAAAGCCUCCCAAUCCUCUUUGUAAACAUUUAACUGUGCUUUGUCAUGUACCUAGUUCUGCCUUCAGACUUAGAUGUACAGGAAUCUUAGUUGCUGUGAAUUCUUUUAGUAGUGGAAUGUAAGAAAAGAGAAGCUAUAUAAUGCAUAACUAAAAUCAAUGUAGACCAUAUGGGGAGUAGUGGUUUGCAUUUGGGCAUAGUACACUAGACUGUUGCUGAGAAAAGAUACAUGUACAGCAGAUCAACAGGUUUGAAAUUGUACAGUUCUGAAUAUUUUGUACUUGGGCUACAUAAUCUUCAGUUCCAACACAUUUUUUCUAAAUCAGUUAUCUUCAACAACUUCCUGUGUUGCUUAUACUUUGAUUCUCUCUUCCAGGUUUGUUGAAUGUAUAGAAUGUGGAAGAAAAAUGCAUCAGAUUUGUGUGCUUCACAAUGAGACAAUCUGGCCAUCUGGGUGGGUUGCUUCCUGCUUUUUCUUUCCUUUUUUCUUACAAAGAUGGUAAUUUGUUGAUGAUGUACCUCUUGUGUACAAUUAAAAAUGACAAAAUGACUACAGUUCUAUCUGAAAAGAGUGCUGGUGAUCUAAUUAAAAACAGCAACCAUGCUAGCUUAAAAUUGUUUUUCUAAAAUGCUUGCCAUUAAGUUACUAUUUUCAAGUCAGUUGAUAAACUUGCCCUCUUAAUAGACAUUUGUUAACAUACUCCUAUGUAAUAUCAAUGCUGCCUUUAGAGGGACUUUCUACAACUCAGAUCCCAGAAAGCUUGAUUUUCUAGUUCCAAUAACCUUACUACUGCUGCCACAGAUCACAUAAUAAUAAUAAUAAUAAUAAUAAUAAUAAUAAUAAUAAUAAUAAUAAUAAUUUAUUAUUUAUACCCCGCCCAUCUGGCUGGGUUUCCCCAGCCACUCUGGGCGGCUUCCAAAGGAAUAUUAAAAUACUGUGAUACAUCAAACAUUAAAAGCUCCCCUAAACAGGGCUGCCUUCAGAUGUCUUCUAAAAGUCUGGUAGUUGUUGUUCUCUUUGACAUCUGGUGGGAGGGCGUUCCACAGGGAGGGCGCCACUACCGAGAAGGCCCUCUGCCUGGUUCCCUGUAACUUGGCUUCUCGCAGUGAGGGAACCGCCAGAAGGCCCUCGGUGCUGGACCUCAGUGUCCGGGUAGAACGAUGGGGGUGGAGACGCUCCUUCAGGUAUACUGGACCCAGGCCAUCCAGUACAGAGAGCAUCAUUUAUAUGGUCCAUGAUGCAGUAUUUCAGAAGGCAGGCCAACAUUCUCCACAGCAUCCUCCAUUCUGUCCAUCUGGUAUAUUGUCCUAGUUGGGAUUUAUGCUCUCCUUUGAAGAAAGUGCUGUAGGGAAACUGCUGAAGUGGUAGUAUAGUGUACAUUAAUCACUGGAUCAGCUUAAAAUUAGUGCUCAUCUUAAACCGGAAAAGGGAAUUUAAUUGAUAAAACAUACUUUUGGCAAUAAGACCUUUCAGUGAUUUCCUAAUUUAUUGUUGAUACAUACUAAAACAUUGAUCAAAUCCAAUAUGCUAUCCUUUUUUUAAAAAAGAAAUAAUGGUUGAAAUAAAUACUGGGUAUCAGGAUGUUAGAAAAUAUCAAAGGAAUAUUUUUGUGGAGAUUAUUCACCUUUUUGUUAAGAAUAUAUUUUGAAUUUCUUUUUUCCCCAUUUCUAUUUCAGCUUUGUUUGUGAUGGUUGCCUAAAGAAAACUGGGCGAACCCGGAGAGAAAAUAAAUUUUGUGCUCGAAGUAAGUGAAGAUACUCCUUGUCUUCCUCACCCUUUGGUUGCUUUAUUUUAAAGCAUUUUAAUCCUGUCUUUCCUUCAAGAUGGCUAACAACAACAUUAAAAAUCAAUACAAUAGAGAAUUUCAAGUACAACAAAAAUAAAAUAGCAAGUUAAAAUAACAGUCCCAAUUGCCCACUUAUAACUUUUUAACAAAAUUAAAACUCUAAAGUCCAAGAGCCUUCAUAAAAAGAAGAGUUACCCUUGGCAGGGAGUUCCAGAGGCUGGACACAGAACCUGAAAAGGUCUCAUGGACCCAACAAGAUGCAUUUCAGGGGUCAGAGCAUCCACUUGAUGCUCACUUACCAAUUAGGAAAUAAAUCUUACUAAUUUCAGAAGAUCCUGUAGCUAAGUGAUACGUUGAGAACUGUUGUUAUUACAUUCUGUUUUUUUUCACUGAGCCACAGAAAUUAACUUGAGGUAGUCUAUUGACCAGAUCAGUUCCAUUUGGGUACUGACAAUAUUCCUCUAUCAGGAACAUGAUCCUAACGUUACUCCACCUUUAAGGUGGAAUUUUGAAUCUUUGGUCAUUUUUAUAAUAAGAAAUUAGGCAAGUAUAGAAGUCCUUGCCUAUCAGUAACCGCCUGGUAACUUGCGCUGACAAGGUGCAAUUAGGAGGCCCAGAUCUCUGCACAUCCUUGAAAUAUGGAAGACAUUAACUUGCAGCCAAACACUUGGAGUUUUCCCCAUUAUCCUAAAAUGGAAACCAAGCCACUAUAUGAGCCUGAUACUUAAAGUCUCAACAUCUGUUUGCUUUCCCCCCAUAAUUAAAGCUUCCUGGAUUUAUUGGGAUCAUUGCUUGAGAAUUAGGGUGGGGGUGGGGAUGUUGUAUUGUGCAUGCUAUUUGAUUUCCAGUUUCUUUCCUAAUCAUUCCCAAUACUGUUUGCCUUUUUUCUAUGCUGCUGCAUGCAGUGUUUUUAGUGAGCUAUACACAGAUAACUUUUUCCUAAGUAGUCCGUUCAGGAACAACCUUGCUAGUAUGGUGGACAGUUUAAGAUGCUGGAGAUGGAUCUUAAAAGAGCUCUAGUGCCCUGCUAGGGACAUCAUGACAAGCAUAUGGUCAAAAAGUACUGGAAUCAUGUUUCUAGAUGAAUUCCAUUUUCUUCAUUUAGGCGAUAUAUAUGCCUGAUGCUAUCCUCUUUUCUUGGGGAGAACAUUAUGCAGAUGUUAAUUACUAGCUUUAUUGAAAACUGUUAGCAGGUUAGUUCAGUUCUACAUCAUUCAGUUGGUAGAUUAAUAGGCAGAAGUUGUAGAUUAACAUCAAGGGCAAAAGCAUGCAAAUUUUAAUCAGUGGGUCUCAAGGUAAAGCUAUACCUAUUUAUAUUGGGCGAUUUUGGUGUUGAUGUUUACUGUAAUAGUAUACUGAGAGUUAUUUGUUUUAUACAGGGUUACCAGCCACAAGACUUGGUACAUUCUUAGAGAACAGAGUGAAUGAGUUCCUGAGAAGACAGAAUCACCCUGAAUCAGGCGAAGUCAUAGUUAGGGUGGUUCAUACUUCAGAGAAAACUGUAGAGGUAAAGCCAGGGAUGAAAGCAAGGUAUGUUUUUCCUCAAGUCUUUGAGUUUCCUUAUGAAUCCUCUAGUUGCACAGUUACUAUGUGUGUUAAAGCAAUGCAUAAUAUAUCAUUUUCGUAAUCAAAGAGCACUUGGCAAUAUCUUUGCCAUCAAUCGUAUCUCACAUUUAUGAGUUUCAAACUGUUAUUUCUAUGACUUUCCCAUUAUAACAGGUUUUUUUUUAAGUAAGGUGAAUUAAUUCAAAAAUGUUGAUCAUAGGGAUUAAAUAGAGUAUUGGCUUUUCAUAAUUUAUAGCUAAAAAAUAAAGUUUAAGGAGUAAAACAUAAUAUUUCAGUAGGCUGUAGAUACCCUGAACUGCUAAGUUUUCAUUUGCAGGCUAAGGUGGUCAGAUCUCUUCUAAUGUUAAGAUAUUUCCUCGCUUCCCCACACUCCCCAUGGAAUGUCAUAAUGUGAAGUGUUUUUAAUGCUGCUAUUAUAGUAUGAAUGAUUAUAACAAUUAGGACAUUCACUGUUGGUUGCAUAUCUUGUUACUUAGAUUUCAUACAAUGAAUUGUAAGGGUGAGGAGAAAAGGUAUGUGGGAAAUGUUGGGAAAGACUAGGAAAUGAAGGGUAGUAAAUUAAUCACAUUAAGGAGACUGAACAGGCAUCUCUUAUUGUUAAAUUCUUAUCGGAGAUGGCUCUAAUUCUCUCCAUAGUUACGGGUGUGCUCAUUUAGGUUUUGUGUAGUUUAUUAAUUGGACACGCGGUUAUGCUAUCAAGACACUUAAAGCUGUUUUCAUCAUUAAGGUUAAACUACAACAGAACAAGGCAGUUAAAACAAAUCCAUUAUAAAAUAAAUAGCAGUAGUUACUAAUUUUUAUUUUGGGUACAAUAUCUGCAUUUUUGAAACUGUACCACAUGACUAGAAUUUAUGUUAUCUUCAUUCUGUCGUGCUUGUCUUCAAAGAAUGCCUUUAAAUUAUGCCUUUACAUUUUGCAGGUUUGUAGAUAGUGGAGAGAUGGCAGAACAGUUCCCUUAUCGAACAAAAGCCCUCUUUGCUUUUGAGGAGAUUGAUGGUGUCGAUUUGUGCUUUUUUGGAAUGCAUGUUCAGGAGUAUGGAUCAGAUUGCCCUCAACCCAAUCAGAGGUAAAGAACUACACUGAUGAAGUUUUAUUAUUUUGAUGGUAGUUAUGUUUGGAAUGUUGCUAGAUAUGCCAUUUUGAAGGUAUAAGAGAGGUUGAAUUAUUUGCCCCAAAGAAAACUGCAAGAUUCGUUGUAAAUGUCUACAGUUACCCUCUACUCCUUUUCCAUCUCUGACUUUCCUUUCUGAUGGUUGAUGGUUUUGAUGGUUCAUAGAAGCAGCUGGAGUGUUUUUAUCUUCAAGGUUUUAUGGUUUUUGGCUAGCUUUGCUAGCCAAGCCAAAAAUUGUGGUUGCCAGGUUCGCUCUUCCCACCCUGUCCCAUCCCCUCGUGGCCUGAUGGAGGCAAUCGCCUCCACUCAGCAGCAAAAGAAGUCCCGUGGGAAAGGCAGGCCAGGACCAUUCUGGCUUCACCAGUGCUUAACAAAGGAGCUCAAAGUAAUGGCCAAAGACUGCCCCCCUUCUAUGGGGGAGAGGGAGUGUCACCAUUGAGCAGCCACUGAAGAAGCCCUCAAAGCAGAUCGGUGUUGGUUUUGAGCCCGUAUGUUCAAAGUGGGGGCUUGGAGCAAUGAAGAUGCUAACCAACCCACACCUUCUUCCUAACCUUAGAACUGGGGAGAGGGCAGGGAUCAUCAAAAUGCUUCCAGGGGACAAUCUCCACCCAUCUUUGGAGCAUCAGAGUUGGGCAGAAGACUCCCCAUGGCACUCCCCAUGGCAAGCAUAAUUGUUGAAGCUUGUUUAUCUUUUAUAUGUAAUAAUAAUAGUAAUAGUAGUAGUAAUAAUAAUAAUAAUAAUGUUUUCCCCUUAAAUUCAGUAUUUUCUACAGAAUUAAAUGAAUAAGCUCAUCUGCUCAUAUUGGUCUUCUACUUGGGGAUGGAUUGUUAAACUGUUGCAAGAAUUGUUGGGAGAUGUAUCCUGAGACUAUUGUGCCAGCCACAUAAUGUGCCCAUAUCUCUUGAAUGGGGGAAAGUAGCCUAUGAGUGACCUAUUUAUAGAGGUCAAGUAAUGCCUAAAGUUUUAAUGCAAGCUAAGUACUCAGUAUUUGAGAGGUGUUAAUACUUCUUAGAAGUGGCACCAUGUAAACCAGUACUACAUUUUUUUCUCCUGACCUUAUUUCUAUUUAUUAUGCUGCAUUGUUAAUGAGACUAUAUAUGUUUAUUACUGUAAUAGACUCGCCUUACAAAACACUUGAGGACAUCCAACGUCUGAGGCUUGCAUGCCAGAGAGAGAUCUAGCCCAACAAGUUUGCAGGACUAGUUUAAAUAUCAACUGUGACUUGAUACUAUAAGUACAAACCUUCAAGGAGCUUUUGGUUUGCAUGUGCACUUUUUGCCCUCCAUUGCACAGGACAGUUCCCUUUCUGGUCUGAGGCAAGUCAGAGUUAGUUGUUUUGUCUGAACUGUCAAACUAUGGUUAGUACUUCACCUGCGAGCCAGUGUUGGAAACAAAAGUUUGAUCCCGUUUUCUGGCCAAAGACAAAUCCUAGUUUUCCAGUUCACAUAAAAUCACAGCAUGCAAGCCUAAAGCUUCUUGAAGGUUCAUUCUAGUAGCACCAAACCAAGGUUUGACAUUGUGACUGAACCUUCCUGACAUUAAUUUCUUCCAGAGAUGAGUGCUGUAAAAUAAAAUAUAAAACAAGGGCCCCCAACCUUUGGAGUUUUAAGGCCACCUUUGGAGAUCUAAAACUGUCAUGGGCACCCCGAGAUAUCAGUUUCAGAGAAGAAGAAAAUAGUGAUGCUCAGAAUACCCCCCAACAGACAAAACACCUAUACAUCUCUGAUAACAAAUAUCAGAUUAAAAAAGCAGUUAACAUACCCUCUAAAAUAGGCAACCUUCCCCAGAACAAAUACAAGACAAGCAAGCCCCCCAAAAGCUCAUUUAAAGAAAUAUUAGAACUGAAGGGCAAGGGAUAUUGGUGGCCACUAAGGGGGUGUCUGAGGACACCAGGGUGCCCACAGGUGCCAUGUUGGUGACCCAAAGUAUAGAAUAUUACAUGGCAAAUAGAGAAAAAGUUUGGGCAGGGAAAUGGCAAUAUAAUUGAGAUAGCUAUGUAAAGAAAAAAAAUGUGAAGGAAGACGAAUUACUCAAGUGUUGAAAGUACCUUAAUUCAAACACUUAGUAAUGGGGGAAAAAUGGAAUGGUGAGGUAUUUGAAUAAUGUUUCUGAUUAUGGCCUGGAUUUAUGAAUGUUCUCUGUUCUUUAUCUAGGAGAGUAUACAUAUCUUACCUUGACAGUGUUCACUUCUUCCGCCCCAAAUGCCUGAGGACUGCUGUAUAUCAUGAAAUCCUAAUAGGAUACCUCGAAUACGUUAAAAAGUUGGGGUAAGCUUUCUGUUCUUCUGCAAUAAACUCCAUACUAUCCCAAAUGAUUGAAAAUGAUAGAUCUUCAGAAGUAAAUUUGUGGGUAUAGAUGUGCCCACAAUUAGUAAUUAACCUUAAUGAGGAAGAAUAUACAGUUAGGUUGCUUGUGGCAACCGUACCGUACAUUUUGAGUCCCUUCAAUGUAUGGGCAGAAGUCAGUAUAUAGAGAAGUUCCAGCUUGACAAGUCUGAUCUGGGUGUUUUUAAAGGAGAACAAUUCCUGCAAUGCUGACUUACAAAAAUAAAGAUAGUCUUAAAUGUUGUUGUCUUUUAUUGUAUUGAUCAGUGAUGUGACAGUCUCUUGUAAUUGCUGUCAAAUAACCCACCUAUGGUGUAAAACUUUUUUUCCGUCUCUACCUUUUUCCUGAAUUAUUUUCUUUAAUGUCUCUUUUUUAAAGUUUGUAUAUCUGAGGGCAGAGCCUUUGUCUCAUUUAAUGUAGUGAUAGUCACCAGCACUGAGUAGAAAUUUUGAUGCAGGAGAUAAUUUGUCUGGGGGAGGGGGGUAGAGAGAAAAGAAACCAGGGUGGAUUGAUUGAAAAUAAAUAAAACCAGCAUGAUGUGAGAGGUCUCAUUUAACUAGAUUAACCUGAAUUAAUUUAACCAAAUUGUAGACAAAACUAAGUAAAUAACAAAGUGAAAUAAGCGAGAGGAAGUGGGGUGGAUUUGAAGAAAAUGUAGAAUAAUUAGUGAUAUGCUUAUAAAAAGAGGUCCCACAAAUAUCCCUGUUGUUGUGAAAAAGGUGUCUGAUUAUACAAAUUUUGAAAUCUAAGCAAAGGGACAGUUUAAGAUCUGUAUCAAUGGGGUUUCAUUGUUUCUCUCUGGUUUUUUUUAAAUCAUCAUUGCUACAUAAUUCUUGCCUGGGUAAAGUAACCCUUUUCUCUACUUAAAUGUUCUUUGCUAUCAAAUGAAGCAGAUAGAAGUUGGCUACCCAAAAUAAACUGUCACAGAUAUAUAAGCUGCUGACCGCCACAUAUUGGUUGUUGAGAAGAUAAGCUGUAGAAGACUGAGUAAAGGGUGUAUUCUGCCAUUAAAUUGUGACUAUAAUGUUAGAAAUGGGCUCACAAGCAAAAGCUAAAGUAGAAAUUGGCUGAUAAAGCAGCAGGAAAUAUUGGUCAAGUUGCUUCAAGGGGAAGAAGCAUAGGCAGUAGAUUCUGAACAACUUGACUUCAGGACCUAGCAUUUCCUUGAGCACCCCAGAAUCUCCUCCCAUCUGGGGGAGUCGUAAGUGUUGAAAAGGAGUGGUGGUGGCAGUGAUUAUCAGAUAGUUUAGGUGCAGCUGGUCUGCCUUACAAGGCUGUUGUGCAGCAGUUGCACAAGGAAUUAUAGAUAAAUGGAAGGGAUAAAGAACUACCCAGCAUCUGGUUGGGGAGGGUAUAUAGGGCAAAAUAGUUUAGAAAGAAUGGUGAGCAUUCUAAAUCUGACCUAUUUAUCCAUCCCCAAAGAAAAGGAGCCUAAAUUCAAUAAGACAAUAUUAAUAAAACCAUUAAAAACUCAGAUUUCUCCCAGUUUUGCAAGUAUUAUUGAGCAUAGCCUGUAACUGUUUUCAAACAGAGAUUGGGUGGGUAGAGUUGGAAAAUAAGCUCUUUCCAUUGGCUACUGCAUCAGGCUUCUCAAUCCCUUAGAAUAGUUUAAAGGUAUAUGAAUCAGUUCUGUUUCUGAAGGGAAGCAGUUUUGGGUAUGACCAGUUAACCUGGAUGGGGAGGUCAUCUGCAUCAUUUAUACAUUGCUCCUUGGAUGCAAUAUUUCUAGGCUGACCUUGGCUCUGCUUGGAUGUUGUAAAAGAAACUCUUGCUCCUGAAAAGAUGGAUAAAUGAAGUGGGCAACAGGGUGAAACACUAUAAUGAAUAACAGAACUAAUGGUAUUGACUUUUUCCUUUAAUUCCUAUUAGGUAUACAACGGGACAUAUAUGGGCCUGCCCACCUAGUGAAGGUGAUGAUUAUAUUUUCCAUUGCCAUCCUCCUGACCAAAAGAUACCCAAACCCAAACGACUGCAAGAGUGGUACAAAAAGAUGCUGGAUAAAUCUGUGUCAGAGCGCAUAGUGCAUGAUUACAAGGUUGGUUGUGAAUUAGUUUAAAUAUCACCUUUAGUUCUUGCACCUUAUGUAUACUGGAACAGGAAUUUAUUUUGAGAAAAAUGUCGAAAUGUUUUUGAGAAUAUUGCUUAGCUAACAGUACUUAAAAGGUAAUGUCCGAGAAGCAUUUGGAUCUUACGAAGCAUUUCACGUUUGGUGGAUAGAAAAAAACUUGCACCAUAAACAACAGCACUAUUUUUUAAAAAUAAGCCUAGAAGAAAAACAACUUUGAAGAAUUAAAGUGUCCCAGAGUGGUUGGGGCAACCUAGUCAGAUGGGCAGGGUACGAAUUAUUAUUAUUAUUAUUAUUAUUAUUAAUGUUCAAGAGAGACUAGGAGGCCUUCUGCAUGAGAAUUUCUGCUUUUGCUCCCGUCAUCAAUGUGUUGUGUACUGAGAAACAUUUUGUGUUGCAGGAUAUUUUUAAGCAGGCAACAGAAGACCGUCUGACAAGUGCAAAAGAGCUGCCUUACUUUGAAGGGGACUUCUGGCCUAAUGUUUUAGAAGAGAGCAUUAAGGAGCUAGAGCAAGAGGAAGAGGAGCGAAAGAGAGAAGAGAACACUAGCAAUGAGAGCACUGAUGUAAGGAAGUCAUGUUUUCCCAACAAAUGUCAUUCAUCACUUUAUUUCCUAAAAUCUACAACUGGCAUAUUGAACUGGACCCAGGAUCCAGGAAUCCUCUCUAGAAUUAUUUAUUAAUUUCUAAUAGGUUUGUUGGUGGAAAGGAACAAGGAACCAACCCACAACAUUUUGUUUUCAUUCAGGAAUUACUCCUUAAAAUUGCCUGAAGAACAUUCUAGCUGCCAUAGUUUUUGCCUCUUGUGUGGAUAAGAUCAAGAUAUGAAUAUGUGCCUUACCUGGCUUAAGUUGCCACCUUUGCUUUUGGGACUGAUGGAUAAUUGAUGUGUUGUAAUGACUUCUUGGUGGUUGCUUGUUUACUCUUGGGAACCAAAUGUGUCUUGCCAUUUUCAAAUUAGACUCAAUUCUCCAUUCACAUUGCAGGUCAGCAAAGGAGAUAGCAAAAACGCCAAAAAGAAAAAUAAUAAGAAGACCAGUAAAAAUAAGAGCAGCUUGAGUCGUGGUAAUAAAAAGAAACCUGGAAUGCCUAAUGUCUCCAAUGACCUUUCCCAGAAACUGUAUGCCACUAUGGAAAAGCAUAAGGAGGUAAGAACAAUAUUUAAAGUAUCUGAAUGGCUGCAGCAUCUAAGUGCAAGUGAAAUAUAUCCUUGGACUGUAAAAGUAGGGGGUUUAUUACUUCCAUGUUGACUGAGGGAACUUCAUGACCAAAUAAUAAUCUUCUUUUCAUUUGCCACACAAGUUAGACGCAUGGUUAAUUUAAUCCAGUGGUGUGAGGCUUCUGAGGGAAUGUAUUGAAAUGAGCAGCAGACUGCACACAUACAUGCUCUGUGGAACAUUGUGGAAAUUAGUUGCAUACAUGUUUCUAUUUGUGUUAAAAAGGUUUUUUUAAAUCUUAUUUCUCCUGGGUAUUUAGAUAAUAUACAAAAACAAAAUCUUUUCUUAUCUAAUAAACCUGUAUAGCUAUUUUAAGGUCUGUAUUGUAAAUUGGAAAGUUGAGCUUUUUUGCCAAAUUCUAAGGCACAAUGAAGCAUAAGGCAUACUGUAAACCUAUGAGCAUGUUAUCAAACACAUGUGAGAGUAAGGGAAAACUGUGAAAGAAAACAAGUCCUUUUUUCCUAGAAAAAUAGGUACCAGUACUCACCAUGAAGUUGUUACAGUAAGUGCCACACUUUUUAACAACAACAAUAGAGGUGCUGGUACUGCAUACCCUUGAGGACCCCCUGGAAAAAAAACACUGAAGAAAAUGCUCAAUUGGGGCAUGCAAUCAGGCUGAGGUUGCAUUGUGGCCAAGUGAUUGCGGGUUGACUUUGUUGUGGUCAAUGAAGUUAAACAUACAGAUUGGAGCAUUAUAAACCAAAUAAUCUGAAUUUGAUUUGUAUAACACAAAGUAUUAUAACUAGGUGUUUUACUAUUUCAGGUAUCUUUUAGGGCAGGGGUGAGAAACAUUCUGGCCCAGAGAGCCAAAUUGUUAUCUCUCCAACCCCUUGUAGGCCAAAUUUGACAGCUAGUUGUCCCCUAACUUCUUACUCUCGAUGCUGCUGGGCCUGGCCCCUGAUAUGUACAGCAGGGUGGGGCCCAGAGACAUUGAGAAUAAGGUUGAUGGCACUUGUUGCCUAAUGCCCAGCUCUUUUCUCAACAACGCUGGGCCAAGGAAGUACAGGGGGGCUAGAAUUGUGCUGCUGCUGGUGGUGGUGGUGCCAUCCUGCAGUAAACUUGACAAAAUUCGGAGCAGUUGUGGCUUGUUCCUGAUGUUCGGAGCAUGUUGACUACUUCAGACUCCACAAUGAGACUGAAAGACAGAGAACAGAAGGCAUUGUAUAGUUAAGGGUGAUGAAUCAAACCUCUUGGAAUAAAGCCUAAAAUCCAUUACUCUUUUUUUCAGGUAUUCUUUGUGAUCCGUCUCAUUGCUGGUCCUCAAGCCAAUUCCCUGCCUCCCAUCAUUGAACCUGACCCACUCAUUCCGUGCGACUUAAUGGAUGGGCGUGAUGCCUUCCUCACCCUUGCUAGAGACAAACACCUUGAGUUUUCCUCACUACGAAGGGCAAUGUGGUCAACCAUGUGCAUGCUGGUAGAACUGCAUACUCAGAGCCAGGAUCGUUUUGUUUAUACCUGCAACGAGUGCAAACACCACGUGGAAACAAGGUGGCACUGCACAGUCUGUGAGGUAUGUCUCGCCACUGGUGAAAUAAUUUGUUAUACAAAUAUUCAGAGGUUUAUAUCAUGAAGAGGUUUUUGGAACUGAAGUGGAGGGUUUCAUUAGUGUUGUCUACUGUAAUAUUAGGUUUUAUCUUAGGACGUUUUAAAAGUUCCUUGCUAUCCUACUCCAGUGUCUUGAUAUUUAUGUUGAAGCGUAUAGCUUACGCUUCCAUUUUAACAUGGCUCUGCUUCAGAGUAAAGAGCUUUCUUAGGAUAUUACAGCCAAAAAAAGUGAUGGAAAUGUACUCUCCUUAAGGCCCUUUUUGUUAGGGUCCCUGUUUGCCUGAGGCAGGGAUCAUCAGCCAUUUUGGAACAAUGGACACAUUUCAAUUUUUGAGAGGGUUGUGUGUACCAGUGACAAAAUGGCAGCCAUGGGGGCAUGUCAUAACACAAUAUUAGAGAAAGUACAGUAAUUGUGACAUUUUCUAUAAUUAUAUUUCCUGAUGAAUUUCUGCCUACCAUAAAGCUAUUAAAGGCACAACAGUACUCCCUCCCCCCUUUUUCAACCCUAGACCAAAGCCUAGGCUGCCAUCCUAUACCAGCUUACCUGGGAGUAAAGCCCACUAAACACAAAGGGACUCAAACUUCUGACUCUGCCAUUCUUAGUAGGUGCUUGUUCUUUAGCUCCUGCAAAGCAGAAGACAUGCUUAAGCCACUUUGCAAAGAUUUCAGAUUUUCCUUUUGGAGACAGGGGCAUUCUUCAACAUCCACCCACAUUCGUUGUGUAGUAGUAUUUGAGAAAAUAACUUCUAGGGAUUACCUGAUCUCAGAUGAAUUCACCAUAGGAAAGAUGCAUUAUGGUUUCUAGGGAAAAAGAAAUGGCAAAUUACAGAGAUUCCAAGGACUACUAGAAAAUAAGCAUGAAGAGUGCUCUGAGGGAGAGGGGAAACAACAGCUCUUCAGAACCCAAGUAGUUCUUGUUACCUAACUUACUAAUCACAGCUGGCUUCACUUAUUGGCUAAAAAAUAAAAACAUUGACAGGUGGCAGAAGUCAGGCUGACUAUUCACAGAAAUUGCUUAGCAACAUAUCUGCACUUUUUCCUCGGUAACUUUCUAGGCUGCCUAGAGAUUUCUCUCUCAGAAUUUAGGACCUUUUUAUGGGGCUACCAGUCACUGGGUUGGUGACUCCUGACCUGUUUCAAGUCUGCAUCUGUCUGAUAUGGGAGAAACCUUUCACUUUUGUUGCUCACCAUAUCAGUCUUGCUGUUCUUCCCCUGAGAACUGACACUUGAGCCACUUUGGCUGAUAGUCAUUGCAUAGUUUUCAGUGAAUGCUUGUUUAUGCCUUUCCAAGUUUCAUGAUUUUUUUUUUUCUUGGACAAGUCAUCAUUAGCAUUUUGAGAUUGCAUUGUUAAUUAAGAUUAUCUUUUAUCAGCUAUUUAAAUUUUUAGAGAUGUGUGCCUCUGUCAGGGAAUAAGGCCAGUUAUCUGACUGAUCAUUUCUGUUUUUAGGAUUAUGACUUAUGUAUCACCUGCUAUAACUCUAAAAACCAUGAGCACAAGAUGGAGAAACUGGGCCUUGGUAUCGACGAUGAAAGCAACAACCAACAGACAGCCACUACGCAGAGUCCUGGUGAUUCACGUCGCCUGAGCAUCCAGCGCUGCAUCCAGUCUUUGGUCCAUGCCUGCCAGUGCCGCAACGCCAACUGCUCAUUGCCGUCUUGUCAGAAGAUGAAGAGGGUCGUCCAGCACACCAAAGGUUGCAAGCGCAAAACCAAUGGAGGGUGCCCCAUUUGUAAGCAGCUCAUUGCUCUUUGCUGCUACCAUGCUAAGCACUGCCAGGAGAACAAGUGCCCAGUGCCCUUUUGCCUCAACAUCAAACACAAGCUUCGUCAGCAGCAGCUUCAGCACCGCCUGCAGCAGGCCCAGAUGCUCCGGAGGAGGGUGGCAAGCAUGCAGAGGACCGGCAUAGUAGGCCAGCAGCAAGGGUUGCCCUCGCCAACACCAGCCACACCAACAACUCCGACAGGCCAGCAGCCACCAACUCCUCAGACCCCACAGCCGCAGCCUCCACCCCAGCAUGCCUCGCAGCCACAACCCGUACCUCCCAAUAACAUGCCUCCAUAUAGCAUGUCAAGAACUCAGCCUCCUGGUGCUGUCUCCCAAGGCAAGGCAGGUGGCCAGGUAACUCCUCCAACAACUCCUCAGGCUACUCAGCCACCUAUGCCGGGGCCCCCUGCAGCUGCCGUGGAAAUAGCCAUGCAGAUCCAGCGAGUAGCUGACCACCAGCGGCAGAUGGCCCAUCCAAUUUUCCAGAGGCCAAUUCAACACCAGAUGCCCCAGAUGAAUCAAAUACAGCCUAUGAGUGUAACACCACCUCAGAUGGCCAGAGGUCCCGGGGGCCAUAUAGAUCAAGGGAUGGGACCAUCAGGAAUUCAGCAGCAGCCCGCAUGGGCCCAGGGAGGCUUGCCUCAACCUCAGCAGCUGCAGCCAGGAAUGCAGAGACCAAUGAUGUCAAUGGGCCAGGCUGGGCAGCAGAUGAGUAUGUCACCGCAGCAGCCAGGAAUGGGUCAGGUCCCUGGCGCUGCUCCGUCAAAGCAAAGCUCUGUGCCCCAGGCAGCCUUACAAAACCUGCUGCGGACUCUCAGGUCCCCCAGCUCUCCCAUGCAGCAGCAGCAGGUGCUUAACAUCCUGCACUCCAACCCUCAGCUGUUAGCUGCUUUCAUCAAGCAGAGGGCUGCCAAGUAUGUUGGGAACCAGAAUCCACAGGGCAUGCCGGGACAGCCCGGAAUGCCUCAAGGGCAACCAGGGAUGCAGCAGCAGGCCAUGCCAGGACAGCAAGGUGUGCAUCCCAAUCAAGGCAUGCAAAAUAUGAAUCCGAUGCAAGCAGGCGUCCAGAGGCCCAGCAUGCCCCAGCAGUCGCCACCCCAGCAGCCACCACCCCAGCAGGCCAUGGGCGGGAUGAAUCCUCAGGCACAGCAAAUGAAUAUGAAUCCUGCAGCAACCAUGUCUCCCCAGUUUCGGGAAAUCCUAAUGAGACGGCAGCUCAUGGAGCAGCAGCGUCAGGGAGCAGGACCAGGGCUGGGGCCUGGCAUGGCCAACCAUAAUCAGUUCCAACAGCCCCAGGGAGUUGGGUACCCUCAGCAGCAGCAGCAGCAGCAGCAGCAACAGCGGAUGCAGCAUCACAUGCAGCAAAUGCAACAAGGGAAUAUGGGACAAAUGAGCCAGCUUCCACAAGCGAUGAGUGCAGAGACGGGAUCCAGUUUGCAGCAAGUUUACCAGCAGAGGUUACUUCAGCAGCAGAUGGGAUCACCAGCUCAGCCCAAUCCUAUGAGUCCUCAACAGCACAUGCUCCCUAGCCAGGCCCAGUCCCCACACUUACAAGGCCAGCAGAUUCCGUCAUCGCUCACCAAUCAAGUGCGUUCUCCACAGCCUGUCCCUUCACCACGUCCCCAGUCCCAGCCACCCCACUCCAGUCCGUCCCCUAGGAUGCAGCCACAACCUUCUCCACAUCACGUCUCCCCGCAGACCAGCUCCCCUCAUCCAGGACUGGUAGCUGCCCAGGCUAACCCCAUGGAUCAAGGGCACUUUGCCAGCCCGGACCAGAGUGCAAUGCUUUCUCAGCUUGCUAGCAAUCCAGGCAUGGCAGGCCUCCAUGGUGCAAGUGCCACAGAACUGGGACUCGGCUCAGAUAAUUCAGACUUGAAUUCAAACCUUUCACAGAGUACACUAGACAUACACUAAGACACACUGUAGCAUUUUGGGAGCAAAAAAAACUUAUUUUCUCAAGACUUUUUGUACUGAAGACAAUUUUUUUUGAAUCUUUCUUAGCAGAACAUUUUUCCCUGGAAUACAUCUGAACUCUGCAGCAGUAGUUUGUGGUUUUAAAAAUGAGAAACCAACAAAAUGAACCUGAGGGACAAUAGAAUACAAAGAAAAUAUAUUUUUGUUAUGGCUGGGGUCAUAACCAGUCCUUUUACUUGUUUUUGUUUUCCCUUCGCGUGCGUUGGGGAGGUGCUUGGGAGGGGAUAGUUAUUUGGCUGCUGACCAAAUGGCUUCCUUCUCUAGCCUCCAAUAGGUUUUAUUUUUUUUUUAAAUUAAUGAAAAUAUGUAAUAUUGAUAGUUAUAAUUUACUGAGGCAGAUGGUUAACUUUUUUCCCUAUUCUGGUUUUUCUCAUGCCUACUGCAAAAAAGAAAAAAAGAAAAACAGAAAAAACAGAACAUUUCCUAAAACUGGAGGACAAAAAGGGUGAAUGUUGCUUUAAAAUACAGUGCAUAUAUAUAAAUAUAUAAAAAUAUAUAUUAAAGAUAAAUACCAAUUUUUCCUCUUUGGUUGGAAAGAUGUCAAUUCUUUUAAAAACUGUAAAAAUUAUUAAGUAACCCAGUCUCCCUCCUGAAGUCUACUUUUGUCCUCCAAGAAUUUUCUAUACCAGAGUCUGAGCUUAAACUUCAAGUAUUAAAAUUUGUACAUGUAGAGAGAAGACAACUUUUUGCAAAUACACGGGGCAGCUGCCAAAUGGAUGUAGUAUAUAUAUUGUGGUUUUGUUUUCUUGAAAGAAUUUUUUUCGUUAUUUUUACAUCUAACAAAGGAAAAAAUAAAGAGGGUAAGAAACUAUUCCAAGGGUAUAAUUUUAACCUGAGAGUAAAUCCCUGGGGUUUCUUCUUUAUGCUUGCUUUCUCUAUCCCUCCCCUCCCAUUUCCUCCUCUUCCAUUUUCUGUAAAACUUGAAAAUAGAAAGCAAAAAACCCUCAAAUGUUGUAAAUCAUGCAAUUAAAGUUGAUUACUUAUAAAUAUGAACUUUCGAUCACUGUAUAGACUGUUAAUUGAUUUCUUAUUACCUAUUGUUAAAUAAACUGUGUGAGACAGACUGA
Molecule: messenger RNA, 76124 nt
Organism: Podarcis lilfordi (Lilford's wall lizard)
Lineage: Eukaryota; Metazoa; Chordata; Lepidosauria; Squamata; Lacertidae
Source: the annotation of a GenBank genome assembly